AUGAGUGAAGACCACUACCGGUGCCAGUGCCACACACGCUACCAGCUUAAGAGAGAUGGGAAGCACUGUGAAAGUAAGUGUGAGCUCAGGGUGCAGGUAACCUGUUGGAAACACAAUAGGAGCCCAAAGGCUGUAGUUUGGGCUAACCUUUGGCCCUCCAGAUAUUGUGGGACUCCCUGACCAUUGGCUAUUGUGGUUGGGUUGAUGCAAGUUGUAGUCCAAAAAAUCUGGAGGAUCCCAGGUUCCCCGCUUCUGCCCUAGUGGAAUACAUGUUUACUUGCAUUGAUUAAUGCAGUUUUGUUGUUGUUGUUGUUUAGUCGUUUAGUCGUGUCCGACUCUUCAUCACCCCAUGGACCAGAGCACGCCAGGCACUCCUGUCUUCCACUGCCUCCUGCAGUUUGGUCAAACUCAUGCUGGUAGCUUUGAGAACACUAUCCAACCAUCUCAUCCUCUGUCGUCCCCUUCUCCUUGUGCCCUCCAUCUUUCCCAACAUCAGGGUCUUUUCCAGGGAAUCUUCUCUUCUCAUGAGGUGGCCAAAGUAUUGGAGCCUCAGCUUCACAAUCUGUCCUUCCAGUGAGCACUCAGGGCUUAUUUCCUUAAGAAUGGAUAGGUUUGAUCUUCUUGCAGUCCAUGGGACUCUCAAGAGUCUCCUCCAGCACCAGAAUUCAAAAGCAUCAAUGCAGUUUAGGUGUCAGAAAUAGAGAGUCAUGUGGCUGGGCCCUGCUGCCAGGCUCUCUGGUUCAAGCCUGUUACAUUUCACCUCCACACUGACCUUGUACUAUUACAAUAGGGGAAUGGUAGGGAUGAGGAUUAUAUCUAAGUUUGGACUUCUUUAAUAGAAUUUGCAACUUUUUGUAAUCUGCCUACCCUGUGGAAGUAUGAGGAUCUCAAUAUAGAAUGUAAGCAUUUGUCCUGUCCUGACCUCAAACAAAAGCGUAUGGGGCAUUAUGGGAGUUGUUCAGAGAGCAAGAGAGCACUGGGUGAGCGCUGACAGAAGCUGGAGGUUGAUUUAUAACUCCCCCAGACUAGAUUACCAUUCCUAAACUCCAAUCCAAGGCUUCUCAAAGGGACCCCAGUCUCCCCAGCUGGAGGCAAGUGCAUCUGUGUCUCUUCAGUGCCUUCUCACCUGACCUGCUCUCGGCCAUAUUUCCUGCGAUUCUGUAAAGGGAGAAACAGCAUGACUCCAGAAUAUCAUGGAGGACCAUGGAGUGGUUAGAGGAGACAACAGGGUAGUCAACUCAUCAAGUAACAUAGUGGGGAGAGGAAAUAAUGAGAGGGAAGUGUAUGAGGAGGGGCAGUGGGGAGAAGAAUAGAGAUCAAAGCAGGUUAUUGGAUUCCCUUGUUCUCCCUUUCUUAAAAAGAAUUAGGAAGGAAAUAUGACCUUGGGUUGUCCUUCCUCCUGCCAAGUUUUAUUAGCUCCCAUUAUCUGUCGAAGCUGCUGAUGGCCUGAGCUUUAUGCUUGCGUUUCCAUUGAUCUACUGGAGACUUUGUUUGCCAAGUUUUGCAGCCGAGUUCAGCUAAAUUUCCCAUUGCAAACUCACUGCAUAUAUGGUGCCAUCUGCAAUAUGCCCAUACUUACCAUAAAAUAUACAUGGUUUUUUAAGAGAAAAAAAUCAAGGCUUUUUGGUCCUGUGUUUCUUCUGUGUCUCAGUUCCGCUUGUAGCAGGAGCUUUGCCUGCGAGAGAUGUACAAAAGACAGGGAAAAGACUGCCUCACUGCAGUGCUUACAAAGGAAUACAAUGAUCACGAUAGGAUAAAAUCAGAGAAGCCAAAGGCACCAUUAUCAAAGUGGGCAAAGGAUGUUAGAAGUGAUAAGAAGGGUUCUGGAUGUACAUAUGAAACUGCCAUAUACGAUUCAGACCUUCUAACAGCUGCCUACUCCUUUCUGCAGUUUUCUUAAGGUCCCAAACAUUAUAUUGCCUACGUGUGCUGCUGCUUUGCUCCUGAGCUUAGUAGACUAGAGACAAAACAGCUCACCUAAAGAUACAUGGAGCUGCAUAUUUACUAAAGUCGCAUCAUCUAGAUCAAGGGUAGCCAGCAUGUGACCCUCCAAAUGUUGCUGGACUCCAACUCCCAUCAGCCUCAGUCAACAUGGCCAAAGGUCAAGGAUUAUGGGAGUCGUAGACCAACAAUAUCUGAAAGUAGCCACCACAUUGGUUACCCCAACCUGGUAUUUGGGAAUUGACUUGGGGCACAUUUUCCAAAAUAUUGAACCACCACUGGAAUCUUUAGGCAUAAUUUACCGUGGAUUUUUGUUGUUGUUGUUCUGUUUUGGGUGUUUUCAAGAAUCUCCUGGUCUCUUUCUGAUUUGAUGUGCAAUAUAUUUGGAGCCUGAUGUUGUGAAAGAUGGAGGGCACAAGGAGAAGGGGAUGACAGAGGACAAGAUGGUUGGAUGGUGUUCUCGAAGCUACCAGCAUGAGUUUGACCAAACUGCGGGAGGCAGUGGGGGACAGGAAGUGCCUGGCGUGCUCUGGUCCAUGGGGUCCCGAAGAGUCGGACACAACUAAAUGAUAAAACAACAACAACAACAAUAUUUGGAGCAGGAGCUUGUGCUUCUUUUGGAAGUGCAUUUCCAAACAAUUGUAUUGACUCUCCAGUAGAGCCGCUGCUGUAAUCCCUCGCAGCAAGAUCUCUGGUUGUUAAGGGCUGGUCACGGUUUGCCAGGCAUGUUUGAGCAAUUAUAUUUGUCGGACUGCAAAGGAAGCUAUAGAGGAAAGUGCCAUCAAUUUGAACUGCUGGCACAGAGAACCGUUGGCAGGCAGAGAUGCGCGUGGAAGUAUCUGUGUCAGAUCUCUGCUGAAUAUUGGGAAAAGCAAGUCAGCACUGUAUGAAACAGAGAAUAUCAUUAAAGCAGAUCCCCCUCACCCCCCCCGUUUCCUCUCUCUCACCCCCCUUAUUUCUUUCUUUUCAGCUGUUGCAAAACAGGUUGUGCAUGUUGGCCAGUUUUGUAACUAUUGAAAAUAAGUUCAAGCAUCUCUGCCAGAUGAACUUGUCAAAUGGCUCGUGAUGAACAGUCGGAAUGAAAUUGGGAGAUAAAUAUCACUGCAAUGUGAAAAGACUUGCAGCCUGCGCCAGAUAGAUCUUGACCUGUGUUCUGUGUAUUGGUUGAUAUGUUUGUGUGUGUGUGUUCUCAAAGCGUCUUACCUUUCUGGUUUGUAAUUCAGACACUUAACAUUCCUAGCUAGCACUUUUGAUCCACAUUGCUUGGAUUUCUUGGUGUUUGGUUUCAGAGAUCGACCCCUGCGCGAGUGGAAAUGGAGGCUGCUUGCAGAUCUGCCGAAAUGAGAGCGGACUUGCAGAGUGUGAAUGCUAUUCUGGAUAUCGCCUUUCUGCAGAUGGGAAGUCCUGUGCAGGUAAAAAAAGCAAAGUGUGGGUUGCGGAGAUGGUAACUAAAAUUGAAGAGUCUAGUUAUUGACCUCUUUUCUAACCAGGUAUGCUAAACACAUAUAAGCAAGAACAUAGUUAGAGCCAUUCUGCUGUGAAGAGGAGUUACAAUCUUGGGGUCAGGCUUCUUGAUUUGGAAGCACAGGGGUGGAGAGCGCCCCUCUGGCCCCCAUUGCCUACUCCUGCUGGCAGAUGUGUUCAGUUGUCUCCCAUUAGGAGACUUUGGAAGGGAGCUUCAGACUGAGGCACCCCCUCCUGUGCUCUUCUCUGCCACUGUUGGUUCAGCUACUCACUUCUUCCCACCAUUAGAGGAGAAGAGAAGCUAGUAGUCUAAGGAAAGUCCUCUUGGAAAUCAAUGCCCAACAACACGAUGCCUGUGCAUAUACCACUUGGAAACCAUUUUGGCAAAUAAGUGGCAAAUAAAUAAAUAUAACAAUUUGUUUACUGCAGUUGUAUUCCACCUUUUUCUCCAAAAAGCUCAAGGUGGUUUACAUGAGUCUCCCACCCUCAAUUAAUCCGCACAACAACCCUGAGAGGUAGGUUAGGCUGAGAGGCAGUGGCUGGCCUAAGAUCACCCAGUGAUCUUCUUGGCUGAUUUGGAAUUUGAGCCCUUGUCUCUCAGGCCCUGGUCCAGCAAUCUCAUCACUACACCAAUCUGCAUCUGCAGGGUAGUGCACUGGCUAUUCUAUAACCAUGUCUUAGUGAGUGAGCAUAUGCGUUUGUUUCAGUUCCCUCUUCUCCCACCACCACCACCUCAACCCACCCCAGCAAAAAAUAAAAAUCCCUCUUGUUCUGUAGAACUAUGGAGUGCUUUCGAAUAUUUUCAGAAGGUCCAGUAAGGACUAACAAGUGCCUCUUAGGAAGAGGAAGUGUUUGGAUUUGAUAUCCCGCUUUAUCACUGCCCUAAGGAGUCUCAAAGUGGCUAAGAAUCUCCUUUCCCUUCCUCCCCCACAAGAAACACUCUGUGGGGUGAGUGAGGCUGAGAGACUUCAGAGAAGUGUGACUAACCCAAGGUCACCCAGCAGCUGCAUGUGGAGGAGCAGAGACUCAAACCCGGUUCACCAGAUUACAAGUCUACCGCUCUUAACCACUACACCACAGUGGCUCUCUUACUCACCUCUGCUGCUCUUCCUCUGCAUACACAGCUCAAAUAAGCUAUGUCCUCAGUUCAAAUUUGUCAACAAACAGGUACAGAGAGGCUGGGCAAAUAGGUUGAGCAUGCACUGCCUGCACAUUGUAGAACAUGCCCUAGAAUCUUCUACAUCACUCCUGGAUUCCUUUGUAGGCUCCCUGAUUUUGAAAGGGUUUCCUGAAGGUUGCUGAUGUCCAUUAAGGCUGACCUUUUGUUCAACACUGUUCAACCUCAACACCGUUUUUGUUCUACAGAUGUUGAUGAGUGUGCAGAAGGAACGGCCAAGUGCACCCAUCACUGUGUGAACACUUUGGGCUCCUUUGCCUGCGUUUGUAAUCCUGGAUUUGAGCUAGGAGCUGACGGAAGGCAAUGCUACCGUAAGUGGGAGUUUUGCGGCAGUGCUGUAAAGGCAAGUGUAUCUUUCCAAAAGGAUAAAAAUGAGAUUUUAUUUUGGUGGCCGUUUUUAUCUGGGGAGGCGUGCUCCCGUUUCUCAUUCUUGUGGUAUUCUCAUUCUUUAAGAACCAAUGUGAUUAGAAUUCCCAGUAUUUGUACCUCAGUGCUUGAAUGCUGGAUUUUGCAGAGGCCUUCAUGCUGAGCCAUGGUUUCUGCAAUCAUGAGUGCAAAUUCAGAAUUCUGAACUCUGUCGCCUGCAUUUCAAGAGGCAAACAGUGCUGUUGACCAGUCUUCAAUAUAUAGCGAAUUAUAAUGAGUUCAAACAUUCCCGUAGUCACCCAAAGUACGUGUUCACUUCAGACUCCAUGUUUUAAGGCUGAUUUUCCCCCCACGUCCAUGUCUCCUGAUUUUGCAUGCCAUACGGCAGUUUUAAACAAAAGCCUAAUUACUUCAUAUAUGUUAGACCUCAUUUUUCCUAACUGAUUCAUGACUGAAAUGUGAUAUAAAAACAGUGGCUUGGCCUACUCAGUCCAAAGCUCCAUACUUGACCAUAAAAAAUAUGAGAUCACAUGGAUGAAAGGUGGAGACAGGUGCAGAAAAUAUAGAGAAAUAACGCUUAAUCUAACAAGUUAAAUUUAUAUUCUGAACUAAAAAUUUAUGACUAUUCAAUGAAUAACAUUGAUGAGCCUCAUAAAAUAGCAAUAUGGUGCAUGCAUUAUAUAAGAAGAUUUCAAAGGCCUGAAUGUGUUUAAACUACAGAAUGUCUUCUUCAGCAGGAAACUAUAGUUACACUGAGCAAUUUGUAUUUUUUUCCCCAGACACUACAAAUGUAACCAGGCUCUUUGACCUUGGGUUUUAUAAUAGCCAGCAUAUCUAGCUUUGUUUUUAAAUUAUUAUAUAAUUUUCCACUGAAGAAGACAUAGUGAGUUUAAAACGUGUUUGAGCCUUUGAUAUGCACUGGUAUGUUAUCAGGUUCAUCCGUGUCAUUUAUUGUAUAUUGAUAUACAUUUUGGUUCAAUGUGUGCAUAUUAUUCCUGCAUAUUUCCCUCUUAACCUCUUUGUUCUUUUGGUUUGGUUUGUGGCCCAAGGAUAGGAAAAGUCUGCAUAUACAUUAAAAGAACUGUAGUUUACCCCUCACAGUGCUAUAAUUCCCAGCAUCCUUAAUCUACAGUACCCAGGAUUCUUUGUGGGGAGGUGCUUUAAAUGUAUUGUGUGUAUGCGGCCCAAGCAACAAAGUGCUGAAACUCUUGUCUUCCACUUAAAGAUACAGGACAUCCUAGAAGCUAAUAUAGUUUGCUAAUACUAACCCUCUGAGUGAUGCAGAUCUUUAUGUAGCCAAAAUGGCACCAGCUGCAAGCAAGAGGGAGGUAGGAGCAGCCUUAGAGGAACUGCAAGUUUUGCUAAAGUACAGAAAAUCUUUCUUGGGCUAAGGGAGAAACCCCAAAACAUUGCAGUGGAGACUGAGCAAGUUCACUGGGCAUGGAAUUCCUGAGAUUGUUGCGGGAGGCAAAUGGAGAACCAGUGGGGGAGGAAUGCAAUGGAGUAUCCCUGAAGGGGCUGGCAGGAACUGCAUUGUUUUCUUCUAGAGCCCACGUGCAGCAAACUUACUACAAUUCUCAUUUUUCUUUAUUGAUUGGCAAUGAUUUGAUUCUUUUCUGGAAAGGCAUUGAAAUGGAAAUUGUCAACAGCUGUGAAGAUGAUAACGGAGGUUGCCUUCAUCACUGUGAGCACUCCACCAAUGGGCCACUCUGCUCUUGUAACCAAGGUUACCGCUUGGAUUUAGAUGGGAAGACCUGCACAGGUGAUGUAUAAGGAAAUGCAGACAGCAAUUCAAAGGAGUCUGUCCCCUUGUUAGACUACAAACCUGCAUACAGUGGAACCUUGGUUUUUGAACGUAAUCCAUUCCAGAAGAGUAUUUGACUUCCAAAAAGUCCGAAAACUAUGGAACAAAAUCCAUUGAAAAAAUGGAGAAAAGUGCUUUGGAAGCUGUUCAACUUCCAAGGCACGUUCAGAAAUGGAAGCAAUUACUUUCGGGGCUUUGGCGUUCAGGUUCCGAAUCGUUCGGCUUCCGAGACACUUGAAAACCAAGGUUCUACUAUACCACUUUAACAACUCUUUCCUCCCACAAAACCUAUUAUUGGGUGGGGGCGUUUUGGGACCUGGGUUUACAGAACAGGAUUACGUGGUUAAGAAGGGCAAUGCCAUGCACUCCAAACCAUAGAAGUUUUUAUUUUUAUUAUUAUUAUUUCAUUUGGCACAAAAACUGUCAAAAGAACAGUAUUUAUUUAACAAGGAAUGGGAAGAAUUGAUAGCAAUAAUGAGUGCAGAUACACACAGAGUCACGCAGAUGAUCGCCAAAGGAGGAGGGCUUCAAGAGAGGAGAAAGUGCAGAAUAUUCCACACCUACAGUUAACAAAGCAGCAGGCUUGCUUUUGAAAGCUUUCUUUUACACUGUAAGCACUUUAUUUUACACUAUAAGAAAUGAAGCAGCUGCAACAGACUGUGUUUAUAUAAUAUUUGGAAUAUAGACUAGUUAAGGUGUUUUAUGUGGUAACAAUGGAAGCAAGUUUUUCCACUGGUAGCACCAGUGUUGUGAAAAGCCCUCCCAAUGAAACAUGAGAAUCCCCAUCAGUAUUGGCAUUCCAUCGGUUCCAACACUAAGCAGAAACAUCUGUUUAGGGAAGCAUUCCCCUGAACUGGACUUGUGAUUUCAUUGUUUUAACUUGUUUGGUUUUUUUUAAAAAACCCUCUUAAUCACCACACAUUUUAAUUGAUAGUUUUUUUGUAUAUUUCAAUUAGGGAUGUGUUAAUGUUAGAGUGUAUUUUAAAUCUUGAUUAAUAUUUAAUAUUAAAUAUCAAUAUUAAAUACUGAUUGACUUUAUAGUUGCAGAUCACGUAGAAGCAGAUCACGUAUUUUGGCAUAUAAAUACUCAACAUUUGUUAGGAUUGUUUUUUGAAUCCUGUGGCCAUUCUGGGAGAGAAAAGAUUGUAGCAAAUGUAGAUAUAAUUGCUUGUUAGUUUAUAUCAGGAAUGUGGAACCUGCAGCUUCUAUCCUUCUGGACUAUUGGACAUGCUGUCUGGAGCCGAUGAGAUUUUGGGUCCAAUUUAGAGUGCCACAGGUUAGCCAAUUCUAGGCUACACAGUGCCAUGAAUGCACAUUUGCCACUUUGCAGAGUAUAGGCCACUCCUGGUUUAGACAUAUUUGAAUGACAUGCGAUCGCACGCGCACACACAGCGCCAAACCUGGAAGUAGCCCCAAAAUGUCAUAAAGACAUCAUGAGAAGGGGAGGAAUGAGGCGGGAUGGACCAGGGUUACGCAUGCUCUACUGACACGUGGACACCACCGGAACUGAACCCCCAUGCAAAACGAUGAUUGCCUGUAUAGGAGGACAGGUCUCUGCCCAAAGGAGAUUACGAUCUCAACCAGCAUAAGCUGUUUAAAAAAACAUCAUUAUGCAAAGGGGACAAGAAGCAUUUCCCACUAACUGAUGGCAGGUUUCAAUGCACAAGUGAGUAUUAAGAGAGCCAGAAGCAUAGAUAUGAUCUGAAACAUUGCCUGCCAGCUUCUUUGUGACGUUUGAAGGAAAAAACAAUGGUAUUGGUCCAGAAACCUGCAUUAAUCGAUUUCAUGCUGGCCUCCAUGAAUUGAUUGCAUGUUUACCCUAUUUCCUUGUUUCGACUAGAUCCCCCAAGAAUGUUAGCACCCUUUCCAAGGUUAAUUGUCACACUGACCUUUCUCUUUUCUUGUUUCUUCAUUCAUGGAAUUUUGCAAAUUCAGCAUUGACUGGUCAUUGUUUGGGUAGCCAAUCAGCUUGGCUCAAUCUGUACUUUAUUUAUUUAUUUAUUUAUUUAUUUAUUCAUUCAAUGACCUUGUUUCACCUUAAUUACAUCAGGAGUUUUAGGUGCCAUGCAAUUCCAGCUCUAGCAGAGGCACCAUGUGAUAGUCGUUAAGUUUCCAGGAAUUAUAUAGUGGUUAUCAAGUUUCCAGGAAUUAUAUAAUUGCCUUUUAAAAGUUAAUAUUUUCAUCUGAGAAGACUUUUGCUGGAAGCAUUUCACAGUUGUAUUUGCAUUCUGUCUAAGAUUUUUGGCAAGAUGAAUUGUCCAAAGAAUUCAUGCGUAUUCAUAGCAAAGGGGAUUUCUAUUCAGCAGUGCCUGUUCCUAGUAAUAUAAUGCUAAUACUCGGCUUCUACAUGACAGUUUAAGGGUAUUAAAGCUGCUUCACAUGUGCUACUUUGGUGUGUCUUAAAACUGUCUUAAUAAGAGAGAUUGGUAGAGCCAAUAUGGUACUGGGAAUAGGAUUCUAAACUUGAACCCAGAAUACUUGGGUCCAAAUUCUUGCUUAGCCCAUGUAGCUCACUCAGUGAUCUCAAGAUAGUCUUUCUUCCUUGGUCCCUGUCUUCCUCAUCUCCCAUGGAGGAAUUGUUGUGAAGAUACAAUGGGGAAGGAGAGUUUGGAAUCAAGCCCAAAAAUUAGGGCUCAAGCCAAUGGAUUCAAAUUACAAGAAAGGGGUUUUUAUUAUAUGAUUGAUAUGAUAUGAUAUGAUGUUUAUUUUUCUAUGAGGCAUCUGAAGCAAUUAAAUAAUAUAAAACAAUAUAUAAUAAUAAAAUUGAUUGCAUAUAUGAAAACCUAUAUAAAUAUAUAUCUAUGUCUAUACAUAUCUAGUUGGUUAGUUUCAAACAACAACACAUAACAUAAAAAGUUCAAAUCUCAUACAGUUACAAACUGAGGUACAAAUCUCCAUUUAGAAAGAGGAAUGUGCUAAAAGACAGUAGAGAAGGAAUCUGAUAAUUAGGAGGAUUGUGUCAGCUGUCCGAUGGUGGAUGAGCAGGGCUUGGAAGGCGGUGGACUCUCCAUUGUGAGAGGCUUUUAAACAGAAGCUGGAUGGUCAGCUACCACAAAUGUUGUAGCAGCAGGGUUCCUGUAAUGCCACUGGGCUCGACUAGAGGACCUUUGAAGGUCCCUUCACCAUAUGCAUGCCCUGAGCUUCUUUUGAGGAAGGGAGGAGAAAUCUAAUACAGCGAGACCUUUUUAUUUCAUCCCAUUUUGUGGAUAAGGAGUUCCUGUAGCAUAACCAGGGUUGUGGCAGAGGUAAAAUUUGAAUUGGGGAUUUUAAAAUCAAGGGUUGGUGUUGUUAGCCCCUGCAGUGUUUAUUUUAUUUUAUUUUAUUUAUUUUUAUACAUUUCAAGUUUAUACAUUUCACUAAUUUUACAACCAUUUUUACUAUUCAUAACUUGACUUCCUUCCCCCUCUUUCUGCGGUUCCUUAAAUUUAUUUUUAAUAUCUUUUGCGUAUCCAAAUUAACUUAAUUUGCUCAUUUAUUCAUUUUCUUUAAAUAUAUACUCUUCUGAAAUUGCAGGUUAUUACAAUGAUCCUGCCAAUGUCUUUAUCGGUUUGCAAUUUAUCUGUAAAUAUUCAAUAAACCAUUUCCAUUUUUUUAUUAAAAAAUUGCUAUCUUGAUUCCUUAUUCUUCCGGUAAAUUUUGCCAUUUCUGCAUAUUCCAUAAGUUUUUGUAUCCAUUCUUCCUUUGCUGGGACUUCUGCUUCUUUCCAUUUUGGGGCAAGUAACAUUCUUGCUGUUGUAGUAGCAUACAUGAAUAAGUUUCUGUACAGUUUAGGUAGUUCUGUCCCCAUAAUUCCCAAAAGAAAAGUGUCUGGGUUUCCUCACCCCCCAAAGGUUAUUUUAAACAUCCUUUUCAUUUCAUUAUAUAUCAUUUCCCAGUAAGCUUUAACCUUACUACAAGACCAAUUAGCCUCUGCAGUGUUGGAUGAAUACUGCUGAAAUUGUAAGUCAGAACGUACCAUGCAGGUGUUCACUAAACCAGGGCUGGGGGACCAGUGGCCAUUUAGAUGUUGUUGGACUUGCAUCAUCACCUCAAGGAUCACCUCAAGGAUCAGUGGUCAAGGAUGAUGGGAGUUGUCGUGCCCAGCUGUCAGCAGUCCUCUUGGGACGAUUUCUUUCUUGUUUAAACUACUUCUUGAUAGCACAAGGAUGGAGGAAUGAGGAAAUCCCAACAAAAGAACAGUGGCAAGAAAAAUUGAUGAGUUGUGCAGAGCUGGCUAAAUUGACAUAUAGAUUGUGGGACAAGGACAGCUGUAGCUUUAAGGAAGAAUGGGAGCUUUUUACAAAUUAUCUAAAAAUACAACAAAAUAAACUGGACUCCUUGGCAGGUUUUGAAUAAACAUACAUAAAUUUAUUGGUUGAUAGCAUGUUAGAUAGAUAAUGUAAGGAUAUGUAAAAUUUUAUAACAUGCAGAGAAUAAUAUGUGUUGAGAAAUCAGAGAGAGGAGCUGAGGGAAGUCUUUGGUGAGGGAGGGAUGGAAGGGAGGGAGGGAGGGGGAAAAGGGAAAAAAAUAAUGUAUGCGAUUAUAUGGUUUGAUAAUUUGCUAUGUUGAAAUUGCUAAUAAAAAUAAUUUUAAAAAAUAAAUGAACUACUUCUACGGCAUUGUGAAGAAUUUGUUCAUCCUUCCUGUAGACCUGGACGAAUGUGUGACUGGAGAUGCCUGCUGCUCACAAUUCUGCAUCAACUACAUUGGAGGCUACGAAUGCAGCUGCAAGGCAGGCUUUCGGCUUCAUCCGGACGGCUGUGAAUGUGAUGGUAAUUUAAAUUCGCCAGGCACUCAGCAAGACACUCAGGAGGCCUUUUGCAGAAAUGUCGAGCAAACAUCCCACGGGGAUCUGCUUUGGCGUUCAUUGUGUUUGUCACCUCAGGUCUCGCAAGCAGUGCUGAUGUGUGCCUGCUCCUGAGCAGAACUCAGGAAACCGCUCAUGUGAUGGUGGGGAACCUGUGGCCUGUUCAUUGUCGUUGGACUCCAAUUCCAAUCAACCCCAGCCUGCACAGUUGCUGGCCAGGGAUCAUGGGUGUUGUAGUGCAGUAGCAGCUUCCCUACCCCCUGUGCCAGUAGCAAGCAGGCUACAGGUGCUUUUUGGGCGGAUAUAAAAGGUAAAGGUAAAGGUAAAGGGACCCCUGACCAUUAGGUCCAGUCGUGGCCGACUCUGGGGUUGCGGCGCUCAUCUCGCUUUGCUGGCCGAGGGAGCCGGCGUACAGCUUCCAGGUCAUGUGGCCAGCAUGACUAAGCCGCUUCUGGCGAACCAGAGCAGCGCACGGAAACGCCGUUUACCUUCCCGUCGGAGUGGUACCUAUUUAUCUACUUGCACUUUGACGUGCUUUCGAACUGCUAGGUUGGCAGGAGCUGGGACCGAGCAACGGGAGCUCACCCCGUUGUGGGGAUUCGAACUGCCGAGUCCUAGGCUCUGUGGUUUAACCCACAGCGCCACCUUGGGUGGAUAUAACCCUGCCUAAUUCCCCAAUUGCAGUUAGGAGACUAGGAAUGGCUCCUAGGCUUCUCUUCCCUUUACUCUGAUAUGCAGGUGUUAGAGGUAUUUGUUGGUUGCUCAAGAGCAAUCAGACAAUAUGCUUCAAUAGUCUGUUUUAAAGGUUUCUUAUUGGUGAUAAAAACCGUUAGAAUGCAGAGCGCCUCUAUUCCGUGUCUUGCUCAUUCACUGGCAGAAUCUGAGAGUGGGCGGUCCUUAAACUUUCCCCAGCAGAGUAGUUUCUUGACGCCCAGUCUGCGCCUCCCCUCUCUGCACGGAAGCCUACUGCACAAGGAAGGCGUGGGUAACAGGGGACCUCUCUCAUCCCCGCUUUGCUCAGGCAAGGUGUCCUGGCAGCACCUCGCCUCCUCCAAGCCCUGCAUCUCCUCUCCACUAGAGGCGUGGCUUCCUUCCUCUGCUGAGGAAGUUCUGCUUCCCACGAUCUUUGGGGGCUCUCUGUAAUCCAUCCGGCUUUCCCCCUCUCGCCUCUGAGCCGAUGGCAGUUCCCUGACAGCAGGUUUUCCCUCCUUUCAUUUCCAGAGCUAACCACAGCGCAGCAGCAUCGCUGACCAUGCAUCGUUCAAAACUACAAUUUGAAGUGCUGAUAUGAUACCAUGGUUAGCUGCAAAAACUGUUACCCAUAGGUUGUUCCAAAAAAAAUGAAUGUUGUGGUGGUGGGGAAAUAAUGUGAGUGGGACGAGGGGCAAGGAAAGGAAACAGAAGCCUAUUAUGUGCUCCCAGGCAAGGAAGGGCAGCGAAGGACAUUUGAUACGCUUGGCUUUGCUUCUAAGUUGCAUGGUUUUGUUUAAUGUUUAUUCAAUUGGAUUUUAAAUGGAAGUUGUUUCAAAUUAUGCUUGCAAGCUGCCUGGGCAUUUCAGAAGGUGGGAAAUGCAGAUUUUAUCUAGGUAAUAUCAAUGGGUUGUAUCCAGUGUUAAUCAAACUCAUAUUAGACUCAUUGAAGCUAAUAGACAACAAUUAACUUAUGUCCAUUAAUUCAAGCAGCUUUACUCUAAUGUUGGAUACAACUGAAUGUACUAAUAAUCAAGGUAAUCAGAAUAGAUAACAGUAAUAGCCAUUCUGAAGUUCUGAACAGGAGUUCAGCACAGUUUUCUUCUUGAUCCAAAUUGGGUUUUUGCAUCCAAGGUUUACUUUCCUCAUUUAAUUUCCUAGAUGUGGACGAGUGCCUAUCCGACACUGAUGGCUGCGACCAAUAUUGUAUUAAUUCUUUGGGUUCCUAUGAAUGUACAUGUGAGGAAGGAUACAGGCUCAGCAGUGCCAAUGGACAGUCUUGCAUCUGUAAGUUAUUCCGUAUCGUUAGGAGCUCUAUUCGAAGGAAAACUCCAAUUACCAGCCAUGGUUUUUGGAAGUGAUAAUGGCAUUACUUAUUCAGAGUGAGGCGUCUUAAUAGCACAUAAUCUUUUAAAAAUGAGGUUUGUUUGAAUUGUCUCAUUUUCAGCAAAUUAGAUAUUACUCAAAUCCUCGUUAUAUUGAGAAGCUAAGCGUAAUUCUAAAAUUCCCAAAGUGGUUGUGUUGAAUCUGUAAUAUAAAGCCAAAACAUUUAUCUUCUGUUUCAAUCAGACUUCUAAAUAUAUGUUUCAGUGUUACAAUGUCAUCUAUAGCCUGAUGGUGAUGAUGAUGGUGUGUGUAGCUUUUAUAUACGUUUAUAAUUUAAUGAUUGUUUAUUCUAAAGCUAAAUAUGUAAUCCCUAGACACUGUUUUGUGUUCAGUUCAAAUUCCACAUCUGAGAUAAUUUAUAAAUCUUGUAGCUUUGCUAUGGCUGGGCUUAAGGGACAGAAACACAUACAAGUCACCCUGAAUCCAAUGGAAUUUAAGGCUGAUGGAUAACAACUUGCUUGGGUAGGCAUCUUUAAUUCAAAAGACAAAGAAACUAAGAUUGCUCUCUACAAGUGAGAAGCAGCUUGUCUAAUCAGCCACCUUAAAAUGGGUUGAGCAAUGAAGUGCAAAAAAACUCACAUUGUUCUAAGGACGAGCAAUUUGGAGGGCACGUUUAGCACAUGAAAAAUUCAAACUAAACAAAAAUAAACAAGCACAACACCAUGAACUACUGACUCUUUAAGACAAAGAUGGGCAAUUUGUGGCCUUCCAGGUGUUGCUGGACUACACUUCCCAUCAUCCAUGAUUAGCCAUGCUGGCUGAGGCUGAUGGGAGUUGGAGUCUUAGAACAUUGGAAGGGCCACAGUCUCCCCACCCCUGCUCUAAGGCCUCCAGGAAGGGCAAAAUAGUUAACCAGUAACACCUAUUGCCUUCCAAUUCCAAAUACAGAGAAAGUACCUCCGUGCUAGCAAGAGUUUCAGUUCAAGUGUAAUAUAUGUACAUAUAGUUGUUAAACCAUACAUCUGCACCUUAUAUGUAGUGAUUUUUUUCCCUUGACUCUUGGAGGCAACUAAACUACCCCAGGGUAAGAGAGUCAUCAUUGCAGGGUAGUUUUGUCAUCUGAAUAGUCUGAAGAGCUUUCAUUGAUUAUAAUGUUUCUGUUUCCUAUUAAUAAUAGUAGCAGCACCCAUUUACUGAUGUAAACAACAAAUUGGAUCAAGCUUGUGGGACUUAAUAAGAUGAAAAUGUAUUUGUAUCUCUGAUAUCAGCAUUAGAUGAUGAUGAGCUGGAAGAGGAGGAAGAAGAAGAACUGGAGAUUGCCCGGAUUCCUGGCUUCCGCUUCAGAAGACCACCUCAGCUCCUUCACUUCAGUACCUCCCUAGAUUCUUUCUAUGAUGAGGAGGAAGAGGAGAUUCGUGGAGAGCUCACUGUUGCACACCAAGUUGGUGAGACAAUGUUUCUAAAAUCUUAAUUUUUCCCAGAGAGCAAGCAUGGAAGUAACAUGUUUCCAGGGAAUGAAAAAAAUCAGCCCAGAAAGAAAGGAGAAUUAUAAAAAUUUGGAGCUACUAGAACAUAGUCACAAUCACUCUGUUCUGCCUAUGCUGCUGGAGGCAGAAUACCUCUGAACGAGAGUUGCUGAGAACCGCAAGCAGGAAGAGUGUUGUUGCAUCCAGGUCCUGCUUUUCGGCAUCUCAUAGGCCUCUGGUUGGCCAUUGGCCUGAUCCUGCACGCUGUCCUUAUGCUCUUAGAGUGAGAGGUGAGGUGACACACCAAACAGUUCCUUGUGAUCCUAAGUUAGCCAUAUUGUCUGUUCCCAAUGGACCUGGAAGGAAUGUGAGUUUUAAAAAACAGCAAUCCAUAUCACCAUUGUUAAAAACUGGAAAACAUCUGGGGCAUGUAUGGAGGAAGAGUAGUGUGGGAGAUUGCAGCAUACUGUUCUGAUGGAAACACUGACAACCCAGCUAAGAGUGAGCAGAGGUCAGAAAAAGAGCAGUGCUUUCAGUGAAGACUGGUUUUGCUUUAUUGCAUAGACUAACAGGAGUGAUCCCUUGCAAUUACUGCUGAAUGCAAGGAAAUCCUGCAUUGCAGAGGGUUUGAACAGAAUAUGAGCCUUGGGGUCCCUUCCAUCUCUAAAAUUCUAUGAUUUCACAUUUAACAUUAUGGCAAGGACUUAUAACCCGAAAAGAAGAGGCUAUUAGAACAGAGCCAAUGUUUCAUAAUGCCAUUUGUUGUGCAGUUUUCGAGUGGGAGGUAUUUGUUUGUUCUGGAUUGGCAUGCUUCAAAAAUGAAAAAUAAAUGGAUAUAAGAAAGAAGGGGAAACUUUUGCAGUGACACUUUUCUGCAGCUCUCUGUGUUUCUGUUUCCAUCUCUUGGAUUAUAUAGCCCCGGGCUGCAAGUAGUUGCUGGCAGUAAACAUGUACAGAAUAAACUGAAAUAGCCAAGCCUGGCAUGCGAGUUGACACUUGUGCUUUUUAAUUUCAGUUUGUCUGCAUAACAUGUUUGGCAGUGACUGCAGCUUGAGUUGCUCUGACUGUAUGAACAGAGGGAAGUGCAACAGUGACAACAGUAGUUGUGACUGCCCACCUGGGUGGACUGGCAUUAUAUGUAAUGAAAGUGAGUAUACCUCUUACUAUUUAAAUGCACUUUGAACACUAAGAAGGGUGAGCCCAGCUUGAACAAGAUUUGGGUAACUAAGGUGCAGGAUAUAAAUUAAAUAAAUAAAACGUCUACUUUGUCAAAUCAGUUUGCUUAGAUUUGAAGACCAGAGUAUACCACCUUUCAGAUGGAUGGGUUAAAAAUAAUAAUCAAACAAUUUGGCUGUUGUUCAGCUAGCAAUGGCUUCAUGGGUCACAGAUUGCACAGCUCUGCACUUGUGAGCUAAGCAAAUGACUUGAAAAAGAAUUUGCUCAAACCACAUAAACGUUGAACAAAGGUGGGGUCCUGAAUUUCACCUACACUUCUGUCGAGGGCAUUAGACAAUGGGUUUAUCCUAUUUUACCCCCAUUAAGGCUGAGAGAUAGUGACUUGCUCAAGGCCACCCACAAUGAGCUGAAUGACUUGGUGAGAAAUUGAACCCAUGAUCCUCUAGUCCAGUUUAAAGACAUAAUUGCUACACUAGUGGGUUCUGUCUGCUUGUCGUUGGGUCAUACUUUCCACAUUGAUAUGACAGCCAGGUAUUCCCUGUGGAUUGCAGAGAUGCAUUUCAGGGGGCAUUAUCUAUUGAUGUGAGCUGUGGGUGAGACCUUUGGGGGUCAUCACACUGCCUUUCACCAUGCUGGGUCUGCACACAUACCUGUCACAGAAGAGCAAAUUUAUUUCAGGGUUCCUGUGUGUGCCUUCAUUUGUUUUGGUGUCAAGUCCCAUUCAUUUCAAUCCCCUUCUUCAGAUUUAAGACUACUGAGUGUCAGUUUGCAGUGGCAAUAAGACACAGGUGAGAUACUUUCUGUGAUGCAGAAAGAACGUUUUGAUACAUUACCUGGCUAUUAAACUGCCCCUGCAUCUGCCUUGACAGCAGGCUGAUGCGAUCAAAUUCUAAGGAACCACAAAAGAUGAUCCAGGGACAUGGUCUCACACAUAUUGUCCCUUAAUCUCCUGUAGACUUCCUCUCCAAGAGAGAGGCAACCUAAAAAAGCCCAUUAAGUGGCAAUAAUAAUGCACCUUUCCAUCUAGAUCUACUCUCAUCCAUUGUAAGUGAUUGACAGUUUCAAAGCUCACUGGUCCAUUUAGUAGACCCAAAUUUGCAAGUGAUGUGCAAUCUGCUUCCCCUCCACCAGCAAAAAAAACCAACACCCAAUCAUAUCGGUCAAAUCUUCAAAGAAAAGGAUCAGCUAUGAGCAGCAUCAGUUUGAAAAGCAACUUUUUGUCUGUCUUCUGCUUUCACCACUUUGACAAAAGGUCACUCAUUGUAUUCCACAGACAGGUGUGGAGAUGGGGUUUCCUUGCAGUCUACUUCUUAGGGCUAGCUCUGCAAAUGACAAUCACUGCAAGGCUAAAGUAGUUCAAGCAAACAUUUAUCCCUUUGAGUUGCUUGUUUGCUGCCCCUACCUAUAUCUGUGUUCAGCACUAAAAAUAAAUUUUAUAAGUCUGAAUGCUGCAACUGGUAUGGCAUGUAGUGCUCAUCAAUCUGCCCUAUGUACCUCUGUGCCCUUUAAUAGUGCUGAUCAGAUUAGAGGAGGAUUCUAAGACACUCAGGGCUUGUCCAUACUUUCUCUUGUCCCGGGCCUAGGAAGCAUGGAUCUGAGCAGUUUUCCUCUUUCUAGGCAUGUGUCUGAAUGGUUUUCCCAUUGCACCAUUCCUUUCCCAGGGGAAAUCCUCUCCUUAGCUUUAAAUAGGAACAAACAGCAAUCCGCAGAAAAUUCAAUUGCUGUUUGUGCCGAUUGAGCACUAAAGGGUGGUUUUUCACUUGGGGAAAACAACAGGAAGUGUGGAUAAGCCCUUAGAAACACCCACUGCCCAGAGGUAUGUGCCUUAAUUUGUACCCUCCCAAGCCAUCUUCCUCCAAAAAGGCUCCUGUCUGUAUCUUGUGGGAGAGAAGCAGCCCACAAGGGACAGAUGUCCAUAAGGUCUCUCUGAGGCACAGCCCUUAGUUUUCAGUCAGAACUUGUGAAAUUCUAUGGGGAAAUAGGAACAGCCAAACCCCCACAGGAGAGCAGGUCAUGGUUCCUUCUCUUUGCAUCGCAUGGCUACAUCAACGGCACAUUUUCCGGUCUAUUUCAGUAGCAAACACAAAGCAGAUGAAUAUUAUCACCCGCAGAAACUGGCAUGGCAUAAUAUCCGGACUGUUUGUUUUAAGAUGCCCUCUAAUAGCUUUGCCUUAUUUCGACAUGAUAGCUGAAGCAUAAUUGCUCUUGGUCCUUAAUGCGGUUAGAAGACUGUGUUGCUCGUUCGCCUUGCAGCCUGCUCCAUGGGGACCUAUGGGAAAGAUUGCAGCAGCCUCUGCAAGUGUCAGAACGGAGGUUCCUGCGAUCCGGUAACAGGGUGGUGUCGUUGCCCACCAGGAAUUAAUGGAAAGUUUUGUGAAGAUGGUAAGAAUUUUAUUGUUUUCCUUUACAUCAUUUCCAGCUGGGUGUCUUUAUGAUUGCCUGUGGAGUUGACACUAUCUUUUUUAAUUGGCACCGAAAGUGCAGUGUAAAGGCUCAAAUACGGCAGGGUGCAGUAAGCAGAACAGUCCAUUUUGUGAUGGGGCAAACUUUGGGAAAAGCCAGGCACUAGAUUGGGGGCCAGGCACUGGGUUUUAGGAGUCUCCACCCCACAGAUCUGUUUUGCAUUGGAUUCCAGACCCUGGGCUGAUGUGAAAUGAAUCCAGAGUUUCCAUGCCCUUGCUAUGGCAUUUACCAGAAGCUCUUCCUGCCAUUCCUUUCCCACUUUUUACAAUUUACAGGGCCAAAGUGGCAUGGCACGGAGGGCUCCAGAUGAGUGCCACGGGGGUGGGGACAUAAUGCUACAUCAAUUGUGUGUAAGCAGCAGCACCCAUGGAUUGUGCAGCAAAUGUGGUCUGCAGUGUUCAGAUCCUACAGCCAGUCAAGAGCAUUCUUGACAUCUUUCCCUGCCACUUGAGUGGAGCAUCUAAUAUCGGGGUGAGCAAUCUUUUUCAGCAGGGGGCCAGUCCACUGCCCCUCAGACCUUGUGGGGGGCUGGACUAUAUAUUUUGGGGUGGGGGAUGAACAAAUUCCUAUGCCCCACAAAUAACCCAGAGAUGCAUUUUAAAUAAAAGGACACAUUCUACUCAUGUAAAAACACGCUGAUUCCUGGACUGUCUGCGGGCCGGAUUUAGAAGGCAAUUGGGCUGGAUCCAGCUCCCAGGCCUUAGUUUGCCUACCCAUGAUCUAAUAGCACUGCCUGAACACUGCCAUGCUGUCAUACAUCUUGCUGCAUGCUAGGAACCAAAUGCAUGCAGGGAGUGUAAAGCAAGAUUGCAGUAUACAGACUCUUACUAUUUAUAGAGAGGUUAAUAAAAAUGAUAAUAAUUUAUUAUUUGAACCCCAUCCAUCUGGCUGGGUUUCCCCAGCCACUCUGCACGGCUUCCAACAAAGAUUAAAAAUACAUUAAAAUGUCACACAUUAAAAACUUCCCUAAACAGGGCUGCCUUCAGAUGUCUUCUAAAUGUCAAGUAGUUUUUUUUCUUUUUGACAUCUGAUGGGAGGGCGUUCCACAGGACGGGAGCCACUACCGAGAAGGCCCUCUGCCUGGUUCCCUGUAGCUUUGUUUCUCGCAGUGAGGGAACUGCCGGAAAGCCCUCGGCACUGGACCUCAGUGUCUGGGCAGAACGAUGGGGGUGGAGACGCUCCUUCAGGUAUACUGGGCCGAGGCCGUUUAGGGCUUUAAAGGUCAGCACCAACACUUUGAAUUGUGCUCGGAAAUGUACUGGUAGAUAGAUAGAUGGGUAGAUAGAUAGAAAAUAUGCUUGGUUGCUUUUUUUUUUGCACACUGACUCCUAUUUGUAUUUGUAUUUGUGUGUUGUUCUUUCUUUUUCGGAAUAUCUAUCAGGUUGCCCCAAAGGACGCUUUGGGAAACACUGCAACAAGAAAUGUAAUUGUGCUAACAAUGGAUAUUGCCACAGAUUGUAUGGAGCCUGUUUAUGUGACCCUGGGCUAUAUGGUCGCUUCUGCCAUCUAAGUAAGUCAAGCCAUAGAGAAUGCUAUAUAAAAUGUUUUUAAGUCCUCAGCAAUACAAUACAGCUCUUGCAAAAUGCCCUUCAGUCAAACAAGAAUGCAUAGAUUUUAUUUAUUGGUUUAUUUAAAUCUGACUACCUUAUCCCACAGCUCAAGGCACCUUUCAACCUGAUUUUUGAAAACAGUUAUAAAAACCAUGGGUUGCAACCAACUAAGUUCUACAUAGAGAAAGCUUUCUUUCACAUCAAAAGCUGCAUACACCUUGAUUUUUGUUUUUUUUAAUUGUUUUACUUUCAACAUAAGUAAUGCCGGAGUAGUAAGACAAAAACUGUGUGAUUUUCAACACAGCACACUAAUAAAUAGUGCAUAGCACCUUAAAGGAGCUUCUCCUUUACACAAGAGGAAAUAUUGCAGCAUCUGUGAUCACAACUGCUUCUUCAAAACUACUGGUUUUGAUCCCAUGCAAAUAUAUGCAGAUUUUAUUUACUGAAGUUGAUACAAUAAAACAGCUACAAUAUUUUAAACUGAAUAGCCAUUAGUAAUCAGAAACAUUUCUCGUCCUUCCAUUCAGUCGUGCUUUCUUAAGCAGCUAUUCUGUUCUGCGUCGGAAAUUUAUUGCUCCAUGUUAGGCAUGCCAACCUAGCAACAGUGUUAACAGCUCACUUUAAUCUGACUGCAGCCUGUCCCAAAUGGGUCUUUGGAGCUGGCUGCUCAGAGGAGUGCCUCUGUUUGAAGGAGAACACCCUGGUUUGCGACCCCAGAAAUGGUACCUGCACCUGCAGACCAGGCUACGAAGGGAGCAAGUGUCAAAGAGGUAUGCAUUUUGCUAUCUGUCUCAAUUCCUUUCUCUGCAAUAUUAUUUAUUCAUCUUGCAGCACAUAUUCCUUCCAUGUGUUAAUUACUUGACUUUACUGUUGUGAUUCUAAGCCUUUCUUUCUUUUUUUACUGAAAAAUAAAUAGUUAAAUUAGGCAAAAUUUCUCACAUUUUGCAGUUGCACAUCAGCAGUCCUUAAAAAACAGAAAGAAAGCUGAAAUCCUGUUGAUUAGCAGUUUGGUUAGCAGGGGCAGGAGAAUUAUCAGGGAUGGGACUGAAUCCAUUUGCUGAAUGGCAGAAUUUUAACUUUUUUAAAAGCUGUGUAGCCCUAGCAGUUGGAUCAUAAAGCAGAACCACGUCUGUAACCUCUGUUUUCGCAGUCCAUUUCUGGUCCAUGUCACUUUCACAUACAUACAUUCAUACAUACUCAUGAGUCUCACUCACCCCUUUUCUGCAAUAACCUGUGGUUUUAUUUUUUCUAAAAAAAUCCCAUUAUGCACAAUGUCACAGGUUUAGACCCCAGCAUCUCAAGGUAGGGCUGGGAAUGUUCCCUGCCUGAAACCUCAGGGACUCCCUGGCAAACAGAGCUAGAUGAACUAAUGGUCUAAUUCAGUAUAAGGCAGCUUCCUGUUUCAUACACAGAUGUAGGUCCAUUAAAAUCAACGGGCUUACAUAAGUCCAUUGUUUUCAAUGGGUCUGCUCUGAAUAUGACUUAGAUGGGAUGUCACCCUAUGAAAACAUGGUAUUUGAUAACAUUCUCCUUCUUAAAAUGUAUGUUUCUCAAUAAAUGUUUGAUCAAAAUACGCAUUUUAAAUGGAUGUUGAUAUUUCUUCUGAGCUGAGGAUGGUAUCAUAAUUUUGGCAAGUGCAAGAGCCCGUGGGUAAUUAAGUUCUGAUCCACUCAUUCAUCCAGGAGGUACACAUCAGGUCGCUUCAUACAGAAAUCUACAAAGAUCUAAUUCCUCAAGCCUCCCUAACACAUGCUGUUCCUCAUCCAACGACAGCAGUUAUUUUUAUGGUGCUUCCUGUGGUGGAUUAGAAGCCAAACCGAAAAAUGCAUAUUCUUGCUAGUUAGCACAGAGCUAUAUUGCUGAUACAGGCAGAUACUCAGACCAUAGAAAUGCAAUUGUUGGAGAGGGCUCUGUGUGAUGUCAUUUCCCCUCCUCCCCUGGAGAGGAAGGAACAUGUAGUACUUCCUUUUGCCUUCUCUCUAAUCUUCGACCAGCCAUGAAGUCAGGCAUCCCUAUGCUUAUUCCAGCUCCAGUCACAUGCGUGAAGCUGGUUAUAAUGUAAAUAUAAGUAUUUUGCCUGCAUAGUUUUUACUGAUGUCUUUGCUGUGAACCAAUGCAUGAUUAUAAAGUAAGUAAAUAUUAUUUUUAAACUUGCUUUACAAGUGAUUGUCUGAUUCUUUGUUAAGCAGGGUAAGGAAGUGCUUUUAAUUUCUCUGCCAAGGAUGGGAUUUUGAAACUCACACAUGUGCAAUCAAUAUAUCCUUUCCUACCCAUUAAAACCCAUCCCACACUUCAAUGGAAAUUGAAAUAUACUCGGAGUCAAGUGUGGAUUUCAUGCUCUUUAUUCAGCUCAUAGUAGCGAGGAAUGGAAGUUCCCCCAAAGUGUCUGCUUUAUAUACAUUAUUUACACAAUGGGCCCCACAUGAUUGGCUAUUUCCGGGAUUCUCCUGUAGGCCAUUUAGGUUGCGGAUUCACUUCCACCUGGAGCUGGAUUGCGGACCAAUCAGACUGCUGCAUUCUGGAUCCUAUUGUUCUAGGACCAAUCAGACUGCUGCAUUCUGAAUCCUAUUGUUCUAGGACCAAUCAGACUGCUGCAUUUUGAAUCCUAUUCAACUCAGUGCAUAACAGAAAUGUUUUGGGGGGGUUUUGGUUAAGGUAAUGAAAGUCCUGCUUAUGGUCCAUCCACACUUGCAAGGAGUUACUGAAUGUUGCAGUCAUGAAACGAUGACGAGGACCGUUCAGUCUUGCAUGCUUUUUCUUCCAGAGUGCAUCCCUGGUUUUUACGGAGCUUCCUGUCAACAGAGGUGCAGCUGUCCUGGUUUGUCCUUGUGUGACCAUGAAACUGGGAGAUGCAGACACCCUUGCCCUGCAGGCUUCUAUGGAGAAAAUUGCCUAAACCGUAUGUACUUGGAGGCAUGUUUUUUAAGAGAGAGAGAGAGAACUGAGUGGGGAACUUUUGCUUCUGCCUUUUCUUUUUAAUCAGGUGUGGGGAAACCACAAGCUCACAGAGUCUUCAUCUCAGGGUCACAUUGGGCAAAAGAUUCCUGCAUUGCAGGGGUUUGGACUAGAUGACUCUAGUGGUCCCUUCCAACGCUGCAGUUCUAUUUUUUUUUUCCUCCAAAAAAUGUAUUGAUUUUCCAAAUUUAUAACAAACAUAAAAAACACAAAUAACAAACAAACAAAAAUCCAAACUAUAAUAGUUCCACUUUUGUUAACAUUGUUAGAUGACUUCCUCAAAUCCCCCUGGCUGAGUUUCUAUGUAUAUCAUUGUAACAGUUUUCCAAAAUUAAUUUCUCAUAAAAUUUACUUAGUCUUUCUUUCUUUUCAUUUUAAUUUCAGAUAUAUUAUUCUAUAACAUAUAGCAUAUUUAAAUUCUAAGCCAAUCUGGUACUUGCAAGUAUUUCUAUUUAAGCUAUCUUGGCAUAUUUAGCUAAAUAGUCUUUAAAUUUCAUUCAUUCCUCCUGGUACUCCUCCUCCUUCUGGUCACGGACUCUUCCGGUCAGGUCGGCUAGCUCCCAAAAGUCCAUCGUCUUCAUCUGCCAUUCCUCCACUGUUGGCACUUCUUGUGUUUUCCAAUUUUUAGCCAGCAAAAUCCAACACUGCAGUUCUAUGCAAUCAAAGUAGCCUCAGCGAGUCCAGGAUUCUUCGUGCUUUGAUAGGCCAUUCUCUUAUAUCUCGCACACCCUGCUAGAUGAGCGACUCCUCUUUGUAUUCAGUUCUGCGGUGAGCCAGAAAUGCUUUCCCCCUUCUGCUGGACUCGCCCUUCUGCUGUCAAGUGGCAAAGUGGAAGACCGGCAGGCGUGCUACUGUGCAGUUGAGUGGUGUGUGUCUCUCCCGGAGACCGCAUCUCAAGCGAUUUGCAAAGUAGUGGGGAGAAAUAGAUUAAAGGAAAACAUGGGACCAAAAGCAAGCUGAUAUAAAAGUCUCAUUGCAAAAUGGAAGCAAAAGAACUGAAGAACCCUUAUUGUGGCCAUAGCCCUAUCUGCUCCAGCACCCUGGUCACGCAACCAAAUGGCCAACCAGAUGCUGAGAACCAGAUGUGCAAGCAGGUCAUGAAUAUGCCAUAACCCUUGUGGUUCCAAGGAACUGGUAUUCAGAGGCAUAUUGCCUCUGACAUUGAAAUACUAGUACAUAGUUAUUCUGGCUAGUACCGGUAAUAGCCAAUUAUAGCUUUAUCCUCCAUGCAUUUGUCUUAAACCCCAUAGAAUCCAUAGGAUCAGCAUGGCUGUUGGACAGAUGAUAUGUUUGUCUUUGGUGCUAGCUAUGCAUCAAGGGAGGGACGCGGGUGGCGCUGUGGGUUAAACCACAGAGCCUAGGACUUGCCGAUCAGAAGGUCGGCGGUUCGAAUCCCCACGACGGGGUGAGCUCCCAUUGCUCAGUCCCUGCUCCUGCCAACCUAGCAGUUUGAAAGCACGUCAAAGUGCAAGUAGAUAAAUAGGUACCGCUCCAGCAGGAAGGUAAACGGCGUUUCCGUGCGCUGCUCUGGUUUGCCAGAAGCGGCUUAGUCAUGCUGGCCUCAUGACCCGGAAGCUGUACGCCGGCUCCCUCGGCCAAUAAAGCGAGAUGAGCGCCGCAACCCCAGAGUCGGCCAUGACUGGACCUAAUGGUCAGGGGUCCCUUUACCUUUACCUAUGCAUCAAGGGAUGCCAAGCUGCAAACAGGGCCAUAAACAAGAGGAGAAAGAGACUGAGGUCAGAAACAACAGGGGCCCACCCAGGAACGGAUGUGGUCACUGCUGCUGGCUCCUUGAAUGGGAUGGGACGAAAUUCAAAUGCAGGGUGGAAUAAGAGCAGAACCGGGCCAGUACACUCAUGCUUCCUAGAUACAACCCUGGAUGGGAACCAGAACCUUUAAGCAGAAUCCCCUGAUAUAUUCCCCCCCCAGAAAUAGUAAAAAUAGUAUAAAACUAUGUUUUUAAGAUGCUGGAAUUACGUUUUUGCACAGGUUUAUUUUUACAUCCCAUACGCAGUCUUGUCAUAAAUGUUCAUCUAUCUGUGUCAUAAGUCAAUAGCACUUACACUGAAAGCUGCGUGUUUUGCUUGUUUCAGUUGCGGCUGUGGAUGCUUUCUAAUGCCUCCGAUGGCCUUGUUACUAUAGCCACAGUCUUUGUCUCUUUGCUUGUUUUUAACACUGUUUAGCUCGGACGUUUAGCGUGAAUUGCAAACUAUCACGUAAUCUAAAGACCAGAUGUCCAGAGGGUAUAACUGCUCCGCUACACUCAGAGUUAAGCGGAAUGUUUGUCCGGCUUCCAAAAUUUAACCCCUAAAGAGAUUUGAAAUUCUAUUCAUCUACAUGGAUUUAGAUUUGGGGGGGGGGGUUUCCCCUUGGAAACUUAAGGCUGCAAUCGUACAUAUUGCAUGCUCCGCAUGAACAGUAUCUCUGCUGAGAUACAGCAGCCAUCUUUCCAAAUGCAUUUUUGGUUCAGUAAGUUUUUUCAGCUGGAUGUAUAUGUUAAGUCUCUGCCGUGGGUGUUUAUUUGUAUAGGUUUUUAAACCUAUUUUUACUUGUUUUGAUUUCAUGUUUGUAAACCACCCCAAGACUUGUGUCAAAAGUGAUUCAUAAAUUAAUAUAAUAAGACUAACGAGUACCAGUAAUCUGACUCCAUGGGACUUUCUUCCUAAUAAACGUGUGAGUGCACGCACGCACAAACAGACAUAUUUAGUAGGUGACCUCCAUAGAAAAGGCAGGCAAAGUCAAUAUUUAAUUGGUUGCAGAAAAAAUUAAUAUUUUUUUAAACUAUGUUUUGUUUUAGCAGCAUGCACCACCUUGAUGUUAUAGUGGUAUAGAAAUAAAUUAAGGAACUGUAGAAAUCACAUCACUUGGAAAAUGGGGACUUCUCUUAUACAUGCACCAUUCAUUUUGUUCUUAACACUGUUUCUUGUAAGGCUCUGUAUCAAAGAUACUCUAGGCAGUAUCUCUACUGAUUCCUUACACUUUGUCUUUUUAGAUUGCCCUGCGGGUUCCUGGGGUGUGAACUGCCACUCUGUCUGCGAACCCUGUGAGAAUGGAGGGCUGUGUCACCCAGUAACUGGGAUGUGUGAAUGCCCAUCAGGAUACACUGGGAAAUACUGCAAUGCUUGUAAGUCUGCGAUCUUCUGUGCUUGGUGGGGGGACAGGGCAACGGAGCACAAACUUCUGUGUUUUUAAAAUAAAACCAAGGCUGCCCAUGGAACUUUGUGGGGCUUUGCAGUGGAGUGUGGAGCUAGAUGUUCUGGUGCAAUCCUUGUGGAACGCCCUCCCACCAGAUGUCAAAGAGAAAAACAACUACCAGACUUUUAGAAGACAUCUGAAGGCAGCCCUGUUUAGGGAAGCUUCUAAUGUUUAAUGGACUAUUGUAUUUUAAUAUUUUGUUGGAAGCCGCCCAGAGUGGCUGGGGGAACCCAGCCAGAUGGGCGAGAUAUAAAUAAAUUAUUAUUAUUAUUAUUAUUAUUAUUAUUAUUAUUACACCCACGCUGGGCUGGCGCAGUAAUGGGAUCUGGACUGGGCGCAAUGCCAUCACCUUACUGUGGCAAGACCAGCUCAAGAUCCAGCAGAUCUACGGCCGGCUCAGUUCAGCCCAGCCUUUUUCGUUUUAUUUAUUAAAUUUCUAUGCUGCCUUUCAUCUGAGGAUCACAGGGCAGUUUACAAUAUAAAACAUGGAGCUUAAGAGCUUACGUUUGAAACAAAUGCUCCAAAGUUUAGAAAGCCAACGCUGACUCGCAGCUGCCUGUUACGGUCCCUUUAGCUGCAGCGCAGCGUGAGGAUGCUCAGCAAAAGGCAGGUGAUUCUGCCCCGAGCUAAAUGACUUUUCAGGACCUCUCUGCCCAGUGAUCUGUAAUGAGUGGAUCACGACCACAGUUGCUCUCUUUCACGUGGAACAGAUGCCUUUGUCUGAGCUGAUAGAUCUAAGUGACAAGUGCUGCACGCUUAUCUCUUUUCAGCUUGCCCCGCUGGUUACCAUGGGAAAGAAUGCUUGCUGCAAUGCAGCUGUCAUACCGAUGCUCAGUGUAACCCCGUCACUGGGGAAUGCACAUGCCCCCCAGGUUGGAUCGGCCGUGACUGCAAGCAGCGUAAGUCAAAGCCUCCAUUAUCAGCACCUGCUCCUUCCUGCCGCUGCCGACGUAAUCAAAAUCCUAAAGAACCAGCUCGGCAGCUUCUUAGGCAAUUAGACUUUCCUGCUACAUGUAUAUAUCUAAUAUAUUCCCUGCUAAUCUUCCUGCCUCUGUGAUUGUGUAUUUAUGGGUUCAUGUAGCCUGGCUGGCUAUAAUCCUUAAUCAUGUAAGUCUAAAAUGUAGAGGGCGAUGGCUGGUGAAGCGGAGAGGUUUGAUCGGAGAACUUUAUUCCAUCACUGUUCGCCAGUUCCUCCAAGCACAAGGCGCAGCGUUCAGACUGACAGCUGGUUCUGCGUCCCCCCCAAUUUUCAAUGCAGCUUAGUUCAGAGCUAAUUCCCAAUGUGAGGAUGUGGGGCAGGGGGGAAGACGCUUGUCACAACACGUUGAGUGAAUCCCAUUCUCUUGCAUUAGAAAGACGGUCCCUGGGUUUGUGAAUUUAAAUAUCGAGUGAAAUUUGAAUAUUAUAGGUGUCACAACUUACCUGCAUUGCUGCCUCAUGCUGUGCUUCCCCUUUAUUUCCAUUUUGGUGCCUUUUCAUGGCCUGUUCAUUUAUCACAUUUAUCUUAACAACCCUGAGAUACAGGCUGGCUCAGGAGACAGCGACUUGCCCAAGGCUGCUUAACCAGUGAGCUUCAUGACUAAGUGCUCUUUCACACAUUAAGGAGCAGCAAAUCCGAGUGCUCACUCAACAGGGCGCCGUAGCCAAUCCGAGCUCUCUGUUGAGCAUAUGCAUCAUGCUCUCAAGCAGCCAUUUGUCACUGUUGAACUUGAAGGACACAUUUAUAAGACUAUCGCCUACAAACGAAAAGUGCCACCAGGCCGCCAGCAGCGAAUGGGAACUGCAUCUCCUGGUCCAAGUCCAACCACUGCACACUUUUUCUGCUUUGGUGGGUCCCCACUGAAAUGGGGUCAUAAGCAUAAAAAGCCAUCACAAGGGGAUUAGACCAAUUUAUGAGCGGCAAAUUGAUCAAGGGCUAUGAGCUGUAAUGGCUAUGCACCUGUUCCAGGUUCAAAGGCAGUGUGCCAUUGGACAUCAAUUACUGGGGAGUAAGAAUGAGAAAAGACUGUUGUGGGAAAUGUACCAAAUGUGCCAUUGACUUAUUCUUCCAUUCUUAUAAUACCUUGGUGUACGGAAAAUGGUUGCGAAAGAACAACUCAAGGCAAAAAGUCCUUUCACUGGCAGCUACAGUGGACAGAAGGAAAUGUGGCCAUCACAGAUAUCCUUCCAGAGGCCAGUUCAUGGAGGAAAACCUUCGUAGACUCAUAAAAUUGUAGCGUUGGAAGGAACACCAAAGGUCAUUUAAUUCAGCCCCCUGCAAUGCAGGAAUCUCAGCUAAAGCCUCCACCCUUUUUAUUUCAGUCAUAGUGUUCUGUGUGUGAUGCUCAGUGCUAUUUUUCUAGAAAAAGAGGUGCCACGAACACCUCCCUCAUUCUCUUAGAAUGGCAGUGGUGCCACCUAAGAGGUGCUAGAACUGCGUUCUGGCUGAAAAAAAGCCCUGGUGUUGCUACAUCGGGGGGGGGGGGAAUAGAAUGGAUUUUAAUAGUGGGUGCAUUUGGAACUAAGCACAGUCUGAAUAUUUGCAGGGCCUACUGACUUACUCUCACACAAUGGACCCUUUCUCCCCUCUUUCUCAGAGAGGGCCGCAACAGUGAUUUUAACAGAUGUUCUUCCUUUAAUCACCUGAGUGGCUUAUAACAAAAAAUUCUGGCAGUGCAGACUUGUGCAUGUUCACUCACUCAUCACUUCUUCUGUGUUCUUUGGGGCUUGCUCCUUAGUGAGGCCUUGCACCCUCAGCAAUUUCUGACAUGGGUCUUAACUUCACAGCAACACUGGGGAGCCAGUGUGGUGUAGUGGUUAAGAGCGGUAGACUCGUAAUCUGGUGAACCAGGUUCACGUCUCCGCUCCUCCACAUGCAGCUGCUGGGUGACCUUGGGCUAGUCACACUUCUUUGAAGUCUCUCAGCCCCACUCACCUCACAGAGUGUUUGUUGUGGGGGAGGAAGGGAAAGGAGAAUGUUAGCUGCUUUGAGCCUCCUUCGGGUAGUGAUAAAGCGGGAUAUCAAAUACGAACUCUCCUUCUGCAGCUUGAAGGCCAAUUGUCCACCUCGUUUCAUGUUUCCUGGGUGGGAUUGCAGAAGCCCCCUGAAAGGGAUCUGACAUCUGGCAGGAGGGAUAUGUCCCUUCUCCAGCAGCCUACUGGGGGUUUGGGUUGGAAGGAGCAGGGUGGUUGGGAGAGAAGGGGAGAUGGCAGAGGGGGGGGGGGAGAGAGAAAUAUGGCAGAAAGAUAAAUGGGGUAGCAGAAAGUGAGAGAGCAAAAGGGGGUGGAAGGGAGGGAGGGAGGGAGGGAGGGAAGGAAGGAAGGAAGGAAGGAAGGAAGGAAGGAAGGAAGGAAACCACCCACUUUGGACAAUAGCUUCACCAGUCUCAGCCAUAUAGCCCCUGACAAGGGAAUGCUUCAGAGAGAAAGGUUCCCAAUCACUGCUUUAUAGACUCCCAAACCCACGAAGCCUUUGCUGUUGUUGCAGGCAGCCAUGUAACAUUCUGCAUUAUUUUUCAGCUUGCGAUUCUGGCUCCUGGGGACAGCUCUGUGGAAACUCCUGUGACUGCAGAAACAGUGAUGGGAGCUGCAACCCGGUUACUGGCGUUUGCUUCUGUGAAGCAGGAUACACUGGGAAGCGUUGUGAGCAGAGUAAGAUGUUAAGCAUGCCAAAGAGGAGAGUUCUCAGAAUAAAGGAGUGGGAACUGUUUUUCCCGUUGUGUGCUUAUAGGAAAGGGUCCAGCUGGUAAUUUGUUUUUUAGGCUGUGGAGAAGUCCACUUGGGAUUUCAACCUCUGUAUAAGCAUUUGCUUAAAAUGUGUACUCCAAGAAGGAGUCUGUUUUCAUAGUUGUUUGGAAGGGAUAGCUAGACUGACCAUUAGAUUUCAUGUCUGGAUGAAUAAAAUGCUUUAUUUUUUGCAUCCCCAGUGUACUCUUGGGCAGUUAAUGCCUGCAUUUAUCCAUUUCUGUUCUUUUUAUUUCUAGGCUGUAUUUCAGGAUAGGAACUUGGCAUAGGCCUCAUUAACCUUCCCUAUCUGGCUACUAUUCAAAGGGUGUUGGACUCCAUCUCCCAUCAGCCCCAGCCCACAUGGCUAAUGGUCAGCGAUGGUGGAAGUUGUAGUCCAAAACAUCUGGAGGGAACUAGGUUAGGGAAGGCUGGCCCCUUUAUUGCCUAGUAUGGGCAUUAAGAUCAGCAACUGGAACCUGGUUAGUUCUGCCACAGCCUGAUGAUUAUUGGCUUCUGGUAACACAGAGGUGGGCUUUUUCACUGUUGGCGGCAAUGUUGUGGAAGGCCCUCUGUGCUGAAAUGUAAGGGGCUCCAUCAAUAUUGGCAUUCCACCGUCUCUUGAAGACACUCCUGUUCAGACAAGUAUUCCCUUCUACUUGGAAUCUGCUUCUUCAACUGUUACAGUGUUUUGGAAGUAAUGCGUGAAUAUUUUAUACAGCCAUCCCUCGGGUUACAGACGCUUCAGGUUGCACGUUUUCGGGUUGUGCACCAUGCAGAAUCCGGAAGUUCCGGAAUGGGUUACUUCCGGGUUUUGGCGCUCGUGCAUGCGCAGAAACACUAAAUUGCGCUUUGCACAUGUGCAGAAGCGCCGAAUUGCGACCCGCGCAUGCGCAGACGUAGCGCUGUGGGUUGCGAAUGCUGCAGGUUAAGAACGUGCCUCCUGCACAGAUCACGUUCGCAACCCAAGCGUCCAGUGUAGUUGAUUUUAUACUUGUAAAUGGUUAAGACGCCACAUUGGCAUGAUCUACUAUGUAAAGUAAUAAACAAUCUCUAAUAUUUGGAAUGGAACAUUUAGGAAUGGAAAAACCUUUCUGUCUUUCUUAGGGAAGCCUCUCAGGAGGCAGUGAUAACCACCCAAUUGUGCAUCUUCUACCGUAUUGGCCCAAAUAGAAGCCACACCCUCAAAUAAGCAGCACCUUUAAAACUCAAGAGGCAGGGGAGAGACAAUACCCGAAUAUAAGCCACUCCCUUAAAAUUGGGUUACAGGCUGCGGUUGGUAGAAUUGUAACUCCAAGCCAAUUUAAGCCUUUGAUCGUGCAAGCCCGCAAAAGUUACCGUACAAUCACUAAAAUCGCAAACCGCUAUUCAAUUGCUACAAUUCCGCAGGCACUCAAGCUCGCAAAUCGGCAAUAAAACAUUUUUUUGUUCCCUUUUACCGUAUGUCUGUUUCAGCAGCGAUAUUGUAGAAGCCAGUUUUUGUAAGGUUGAGAGUAUAAGCCGCACUUUAACUUUUCACGGUCGGAAUUUGGAGGGGGAGUGCGGCUUAUAUUCAGGCCAAUACGGUAUUUUGCCUGGGCUCUCUCUGAAUUGCAGUAGCCACAAAGGUGCACAGUUAUUCUCCAUGCUUAUUUGAAAAUCAAUUUCUGUAAAAGCAAAUUAUUAUUUCCCCUCCUCCUCCAUGCAUAGGCAGCUGUUUAAACUGAUCAAAGAAAAGUCAGGAUUGAUAUCUGUGCCUGGUUUUCGCCCGAAUGCUUGUCUCUUGUUCUCUGUACACAGGAUGCCCCAAGGGAACCUUUGGCCUGAGUUGUAAACAUAGCUGCCAAUGCAAAAAUGGAGCGAUCUGUGACCACUUGAGCGGAGCCUGUACUUGUACAGAUGGCUGGAUGGGAACCUUUUGUGAGAAAGGUAUUUCUCGCUCCCUUCUCUGUCCUCCCCUCUGUCUCCUUCCUUCCUUUCUUUCAAUAUCAAUGCGUUUCUCAACAGUGACGUUUUCUGCAGAUUUUCAGUCUGUUGUAAAGGUGUUAUUGAUUAGCUCUACAGCCUAGGAUAAUUUACCAGCUCAGUGAUGUACUUGGUAAGACAAAACAGGCCCAUUCUCUUAAUGGUGGUUAAGAGGUCAGGAUCACAUCCCGGGAUUGCAUGCAGAGCUCCUCCUUCCCUCCAGUUUUUACCAUGGCAGUAAAACCUAAGUUAGUAGCAGCAAAAAAGAACAUUUUUCGCCCCUUUUACCAGGAUUGUUUAACUAGCUUCACACUCUGGUUAAGUGGAGAUUUACCAGCAGAUUAUAUUAGUGCUGUCCUCAACAGCAGAUAAAACAGGAGUGGGCAGAGGAGAUGCUGCAGAAAAGGAACUGACAAUUCCAUGGGCAACACAGUAAAGAGACUAAUUUAGCAACCCCAUGCAUCUAUUUUAUCGUAAGAAAGCCCCACUGAGUUCAAGGGCAUUUACCCCCAAUUCAUUGUACACAGGAUUGCAGCUUGAGCCUCUUUGGCGCUGUGGGUUAAACCACAGAGCCUAGGACUUGCCGAUCAGAAGGUCGGCAGUUUGAAUCCCCACGACGGGGUGAGCUCCCGUUGCUCGGUCCCUGCUCCUGCCAACCUAGCAGUUCGAAAGCACGUCAGAGUGCAAGUAGAUAAAUAGGUACCGCUCCAGCGGGAAGGUAAACGGCGUUUCCGUGCGCUGCUCUGGUUCGCCAGAAGCGGCUCAGUCAUGCUGGCCACAUGACCUGGAAGCUAUACGCCGGCUCCCUCAGCCAAUAAAGCGAGAUGAGCGCCGCAACCCCAGAGUCGGUCACGACUGGACCUAAUGGUCAGGGGCCCCUUUAACUUUACCUGACCUUUAAAGAGUUACCCUUUAAAAGUAGAUUUCACACUCAUUCCCAAGAAGCUCAGCAGCAGUCAAUGAGAAGAUUGGCGGUGGCAGGCAAGCUUCUCUGAAAGACAGCUUGCCACAAUUACCUGUCUUCCCUUGCAAUGCCCAACAGGGUUGCGGGGAGGGGGGGCUGUUUUCAGCCCGAGGGCUCCGUUGACAGCUGGGAUAGCUCUGUCGGUGGAGCAAGAGACUCUUAAUCUCAGGGGCGUGGGUUUGAACCCCACGUUGGGCAAAAGAGUCCUGCAUUGCAGGGGGUUGGAGUAGAUGACCCCUUUGGUCCCUUCCAACUCUCUGAUUCUUUGUUCUAUAUUCGCUUCUGGAGGCCAUAUGCCGGGGCGAAAAGAGCCAGAGUCGAAAGAGGGCAGAACAGCAGUACAGUAGGCUAAUUCCUACACAGAAUUGCAAACCCCUCUGCACCUUCCACCCAGGAUUCAUGAUCAGAAUUCAAGGACAUAUUCCAGCCAGGCCAAAACACCCCAGCUGGGUGGGAAGUGGUGCUGAUGAGAGGCAUGGCCCAGGAAGAGAUGGUGUGUUUGGGGAGCACGGUGUGGGAAAGUGUCUCCUCUUAACAGAGGGGAGGGGGUGUGAGCGGGAGCUGGUUCCCGUGUUGGCAGGGGGGCAUCUUCGACCCCUGCGUCAGCUUACCUGGCUGCCGCGCCACGCCCAUGGGCCAGCCAAUAGGGCUUGCUUGGGGGCGGGGUUUAGCCUCAUUCAAGCGGCCACGGCAGCUCCGUGCCCACAUUGUGCGCCCAGAAGACGACGGAUCCCCCACCCACCCUCCCUUUAGUUCAUACCUAUGCUUCUGACCUAGGGACGCAGGUGGCGCUGUGGGUUAAACCACAGAGCCUAGGGCUUGCCGAUCAGAAGGUCAGCGGUUUGAAUCCCAUAACAGGGUGAGCUCCUGUUGCUUGGUCCCUGCUCCUAGCAGUUUGAAAUAAUGUCAAGGUGCAAGUAGAUAAAUAGGUACCGCUCCGGCGGGAAGGUAAACGGUGUUUCCGUGCGCUGCUCUGGUUCGCCAGAAGCGGCUUAGUCAUGCUGGCCACAUGACCCGGAAGCUGUACGCCGGCUCCCUCAGCCACUAAAGCGAGAUGAGCGCCGCAACCCCAGAGUCGGUCACGACUGGACCUAAUGGUCAGGGGUCCCUUUACCUAUGCUUCUGACCUUGCUAUGGACUUUGGUUGGUUGCCCUGGUUGCCCAGGGGGCCUGGUAGGAAUUUUUACCCAUUGGGCAAAUGAUCACCAGCCUCAUGGUUUUUCACCUACCUCGUAGCAAUUCGUCACAACAUUUGGGUAUUGGCGGUUAAGCAUUGGAAUAUGUGUCGUGUGUUAGAGGGUAGGUUAUGGCCAUCACCUCCCCUCUCCUUGUUUGGGUAUUCCCUUAAAGGAAUCUGGCGGUUGUGGAUCCUGUCCGAUGCCCUGCUGGUGGCUAGGGCCAUGGCACGACCCCCGGUGACAUCAGAGGAAGCUUCCAGUUGUAUUUUCUAUCAACAAGCUCCUCCCACUGGUUGUUAACCUUUGGAUGACUCCCUGCUGCGUGGGGUGGAGUCAUGUAUAGAUUGUUUGAUCCAGUGCCUAACCCAAUACCACUCACAUGCUGUAACCAAUAAAGUUGUGGCCUUCUUUAGCCCAUUAACCUUAAAUACAUGCGUCCUUGUGUCUUAUUUAUCUCAAGCAGGUGGUGGGUCCUCGACUCACAAAGAGUCAAAAGAACACGGUAAUAGAGAGCUGGAGAGCCCUUAGGUUUUCCAGCCCAGAUGUAAAGCCACAUGGUUAUGUCCUGCAUCACAGUUCAUACAGGGUUGUAGUGAGGCCUAGCAAAUGGCGUUGGGAAUGGACACAUCUAUUAAUGGUCUGUUGUUGCUUUUUCUGCAUGUUUCACCCGGCGUCUGAUUUCUGCAUUGAUCCACAGUUGUUGUUUUUAAAAAAGUAUUGCCUCAAUGUACAUAUUUGAAUAUGUGUGUUUUUUUCUCUUUAAUAUACUAAAGCUGCCAAAAACUGGUGCCACAGCAUUUGGAGAAGGGCAAAAUCUGCUGGAGAGCAAAGUUAUGAUCCUCAGUAGGGGUCUGAGUAGUGUGCAUCGUAGCAAAAAAAAUAUUUUAAAAAAUGCAUAGAUGAAAUUAUUUGCAGCUUCCCUACCUGGCAUCUGAUGUGAACAGACUGUGAACUCUUAGGACCCCUGGCAGAAUGUUCUGCAACUCAGUGGGACUCCGCAGAAUACGCAUAAUAGUUCCUCAGUGGGGACGAUUGGGGAAGUAAUUCUUUGCAAAUUCUGAUACAAAAUUGACCCUAUCUGUAGGUCUGCAGACUAAUAUGCAGAACCAGGUGUUGAUAUAACGUUGCAGUCCAAUUCUUGGCUUUAAAAAGAAGUACCAAAAUCAUGUCAAAAUGUGUAUUUUAGGAUAUAACACAAAUGGAAUUGCAUGCUUUGCAAGAAAACACACUCCAAAGUGCAGAUUUAAACACGAAUUCUUUGCAGAUAGAUGUGGAAGCAGGAUAGAGUAUGUGCAAAGCAUUUUAGAGAGUUCUAACUCCCACACUAAAUCUAUUGUUCUUGUUAUGUUACUUUGUAAGGCAAGUACAUAAGGAGAAAUCAAAUGCCUGUGUUUUAGUAACUGAGCAAAUUGUAAUUUUUGUGUGUGUACCUGUGGUGCCCUCUAGUGGAAACGAGGCCAAUUUGCACCUUUGACGAAAAAUACACAGGAAGCUCUUUGUUUCCCCUAGGAUACAAAAUAAAUAAAUCUUAACACCAGCAGUAUCACAAUAAACUUUAUUCAGCUCAAGUGAAAAACGAAAAAGCAGUGAGCUAGCCUGCCUGUUCCUUAUGGCCAGAGUUUUAAAAGACAAAGGAGAAAAAUAAGUUGCUGGUAGGAAUGAGGAAGAAAUUUGUUUCAUAUCACAUGCAAAGAUGAGCUUGCCUACUUUGGGAUUUACAGAUGCAGGGAGCAAUUUCAGAAGGGAUCAAAUAGUUGGAACCCUCCUGUUUCAGCAGUCAUAUUCCUUUUUGGGGAACAAAACAAAGGAGAAGCCAUAGGGUGCCACCGCCUGAUUGUGGUGUAAUGCUUAGAGCAGCCUUUCUCAAGCUGUGGGUCCCCAGAUGUUGUUGAACUACAACUCCCAUCACCCCUAGCUAGCAAGGCCAGAGCUCAGGGAUGAUGGGAGUUGUAGUCCAACAACAUCUGGGGACCCACAGGUCGAGAACCGCUGGCUUAGUGUGUCAGACUAGGGCUUGGAAGGCCAGGUUCAAAUCCCCACUUAGCCAUGUUGUUGUUGUUGUUGUUGUUUAGUCGUUUAGUCGUGUCCGACUCCUUGUGACCCCAUGGAUCAGAGCACGCCAGGCACUUCUGUCUUCCACUGCCUCCCACAGACUCAUGUUAGUAGCUUCGAGAACACUGUCCAACCAUCUCGUCCCCUGUCGUCCCCUUCUCCUUCUGCCCUCAGUCGUUCCCAACAUCAGGGUCUUUUCCAGGGAGUCUUCUCUUCUCAUGAGGUGGCCAAAGUAUUGGAGUCUCAGCUUCAGGAUCUGUCCUUCCAUUGAGCACUCAGGGCUGAUUUCCUUAAGAAUGGAUAGGUUUGAUCUUCUUGUAGUUCAUGGGACUCUCAAGAGUCUCCUCCAGCACCAUAAUUCAAAAGCAUCAAUUCUUUGGUGAUCAGCCUUCUUUAUGGUCCAGCUCUCACUUCCAUUCAUCACUAGUGCCAGAAUAAGAUAGGUAAACACUAUUAGGGGUUGGGGAACAUGCUCAGUGGUCUUGAUGCUAACAUUCCUGGAGGCACCAUCUGCAAGCACGCCAUUCCCAUUCCAUUCCAAGUGUCUCGAUUUUCCAGGGACAUUCCCAGAAUUACAAAAGCCAUCCCGGCUCCUGAUCUGAUCCCAGAAUGUCCCCAUUUUUCCUGCCAGGGCUGCCGCCUGCCAAGCUCAAGAAGGAGGGUGAGCCGACGUUUGUCCCAAAUGGCAGCGGCAGUGAAGGAGCAUCCCAUUGCCUCUCCAUUGCCUCGGAGGGGAGAGGUGGCUAUCCCUGAAGCCUUUGGAGCGCAGCAGGAACUCGCGCUGCGCUCUGAAAGCUUCGGGUUCCUUUCGCUGAAGCCAGGAGAGCAAGACUCUCCUGGCUUCAGCAGAGAGGGAGAGUACGCAGCGCCCCUUCAGCCAAGUGGGAGGAGAAAUGGAAGGGGCUCUGUUUCUCCUGCCGCUUCGCUGAAGGGGCGCUGAGCAGAGAGGGGGAGAAAAAAAUUUUCUUGUUCUCCCCCUCUAAAACAAGGUGCGUCCUAUGGUCGGGUGCGUCCUAUGGAGCAAAAAAUACAGUAUAUCCUGCCUUUCUCCCAAGUACUUAACUGUGAUCUCCCACAACACAUGGGGUGAAUAGAAAAAGAGAGCCUAACUCCCCCUCCCCAAAAUGUUUGGCGCAAGUAAGAAGAUUUACCAUAUGGGAGCCUGUUAAGGUUGCCAUGAUUUCAACCAGCCACCACAGCUAUGCCAUAAACAGGAGCUUUGAUGUGUCAAUAUUUGCUGGUUCUCUCCAUGCAAUUAAAAAAUCACCUGUUGAUUUGUGCAUAUUAAGUUGCAGUUAAAGACACAGGAGCAGACCAUGAUGGAGUGUUACUUGUUUUCUUUAUUAUUUAUUUAAUAUGGUUUUAUUGAUUUACAAUAUACAACAAUUACAGAAAAAGAGAAAAAGAUACAAAAGCAAAAAUUCAACUCUCCCCACUCCAGGACGGAUCAAUCUAGUUAAGUCUGCCAAAGUCCAGCCUGUGAUUUCAGUAGUUGCCAUUCUUGAGGGUAAUCAGUAAAGGAUUUUAUAAAAGGAUGCCAUAUUUCAACAAAAUCAUAUACACCAUUUGUAUUAUUCAGUGCAUGUAAUCUCUUGGUUAAUUUUUCUGAUACAGCAAUAGACCAUAUAUUCUGUUUCCAAUGAGAGAUACACAGAUCAUAGGAUCACAGAACUGUAGAAUUGGAAGGUACCCCCAAAGCAUCCAUGACAGAUGGCCAUCUAAACCUCUGCUUAAAAACCUCCAAGGAAGGAGGCUCUGAAAAGAUAUUCCAAUCCUUUUCAAUUCUGUGCCAUUCGUAGGUGUGCUGCUACUAAAAGAAAAGUAAUUAGUUCUUCAUAGCAAAGGUCAGAUUUCCCUUCUUUAAAAAUAGCGAACAAUCCCAAACCUGGGGUACAUUUCACAUGUCAUGGAAAUUCUACUCAGUAUUGAUCCAGAGCAGAUUCCAGCAUAUAGUGAGCAGAGUAAAAACUUAAACACAUUGCAGGAUUCCCAAAAAAUAGACCAGAGGCAGUUAAUAUUUCAUCCAGCAGAGCUUUACUGCUACUGAAGGCAAAUGAGCAUAAUGGUCACAAAUCCAAUACAUUCAGGAUUGGCACUGUCCAUAAGAAAUCCAGCUGCAGCAGACUUAACUUAAACCUACAAUAACUUAUAGUAAGUCAAAACUUCAACACUAAGCAUACUAUGUACAGACCAUCACACCAGAAGGAAAAGAGAUAAAGAAAGUGAAACCCGGGCUCCUUCUGGCCUCACUAUUAUAGUCAACAUGACCUUGGCAGAAGAGAUAACAGAACCAGUUUAAGCCAUCUGUACUCAGCUUCUCUGAAGGUAUAACCCAAACAUCACAAACCUUCUGCUUGCUUCUUUCAUACAGAGAAGCUUCCAGAACCCUCUUGAAUUAAUUAAAUAGGAAAGAUCUCUACACAUCAGAUCAAUACUUUCUGUCCUAAGAAAUGCAAACUGACACAUUUCAUAUGUAUUAUAGCUUAUUUCUGUAAAUACCCCCUCCCAGAAGGGCUUUAUAUGUUCACGCAUCCACCACAUGUGAAAUGUUGUUCCUAUAUUAUUGUGCCCUCUGCUGGAGUGUUACUUGUUUUCUUUAUGGAUGAUCUGUUGGAAACCCUAGAGCUUAACAUGCUUAAUUGAUGAGUAAUUCACUGGCAUGGUCACAACACACUAUCACCUGGACUUCCUUUGAAACAUUGUGGAUUGGGUUGGAGUGCUGAUCUCAUUUGUGACCCAUCAAGUGAAAUGUCUGACUAGUGUAUUGUGUUCAGCAUGGUGGGUCAUGACUGAAUCAGUAUCUGACUAGACGUUCCGUGCUAUUCUUUCAGCAGCAUAAUUUUCUGGCUAGCAUCAAAUAUGUUAUUUAUACAUUUUCAUGCUGAGGGAGGCCAGUUUUACAGUCCAAGCACCGCUUUGCCUCCGGUGCAAGAGACAGACUCUUGGAUCAGCUCUUAACUAAAACGUAAAUGUGUGCAUUCCCCUGUUACUUCCUAAAAGCUCUGUUUUGGGGAAGGCGAAUAUUGCUUGCCAGAUAGAUAGAUGUAUACACAAAUGAGUAUCACCAUCUCAUCAUUUUCCAUCUUCAGCUUGUCCAGAUGGCUUUUUUGGGCUGGACUGUCACCAGGUGUGCGACUGCAAGAAUGGAGCUGUCUGCAAUCACAUCGAUGGAACCUGCCAGUGCCUCCCUGGCUGGAUCGGGCCCAGCUGUGAGCAAGGUUUGUAUACUAAUGAGAAAGCGUCUCUCUAAAUCUCACCAAACUCAUCCGUGUUUGCAUACCAGAUCUGUGUGCAGAUGCAGAUCUGUGCGUGCAGCGUGAUUUAUGCAGAGUGAUUGUUUGCAUGCAAGCACCAUGAUUAUACAUCACAUUUUUCAUGAUUUUGGGGGGCAUUCCCCUCCAAGAGCUCGCCUGUGGAACCCCAAAUCUUCAUUUUUGUGCUCCUCUCAAGUUUAAUAAGCAGGCUGCAAGCUGCUGGGAAGACGAUGAGCAAGUUAACGUUGAUGUGUAUGUGCUGUUGCUUAUGCGUGCAUAAAACACUUGACAACAGCUGUAGAGUAUAUUUCUUCCUUUUUUACAUAAAUAAAAAAUAGCAAGGGUUGAUUCAUAAGGUUAUGAUGAUUCAAUUAUUGUAUGAUGGUCUAGCUAUUUGAAAUUAUUACCACAUGUUGGCUGCAACAGUUGUCUCCUACAUUUUGCUAAUCCCCACAUCCACAGGUUAUCCAAAUCUACUUCUAUGGCAAUAGAGGGGGGGAGGGGUCAAUUGAACAGCAGAUAGUCCCUUGGCGCAUUGGCUUUGAAAUCACAGUAUGCUGGGAUCUGAAUGGAAAUGGGUUGUGGGAAGGAAUCUUGGAUGCAAGCAACUCUUUAGCGAUCACAGCAGAUAGAUCAGUUUCAUAAUCCAGUUCCACAUGGAUCCAACAGUGUGGCGAUUGUGCAAAUCAGUCUCUUCCAUGGAAGAUCUUUGUCUGAAUUUAUCAUUUGAUGUAGACAGAAUGUAACAAUAACACUUCUCUUCUGCAAUAAUUGGUUAUGCUUAUUCUGUUGAUGCAUUCUCUUGAUGGACAUGUUUAGCUAUGGCCUUUCCUAUACAAAAAAAAAAACAAUUAAGCAUUUGCCAUACAUAAACAAUGGAGAACAGCUGGAUCCUCUGAGGUAAACAUUGCUUGCAACUGAGGCACGAUGCCCGGCGAGUUGGUGUUGUGAGUCGGCUUGGCGUGUUUGGUUGCUGCUGUGUGCAAAAACUUCUCUGCCAGAACUUGCUUCUAUCAUUACAGAAUAUUCAACAAAGCCAUUAUGCCUCUGAGAAAUAAGUGGAUCAAGGGAAAGAUUAAGGCUAUAUCACUUACUGCCCCAUCCUGUAGUAAGAGCAUGCGUUCUUGCAGGCUCAAACCAAUGCACCUGAUGUAUUCAUAAUGGGUUUUGCAGCUAAAAGGCACCAGCACUGUGGCCUGCUAGCAAAAGCUCUGUACCCCUCCACAGCAACACCUACUGAGAAAAGGGUAUAAUAAACUGGUCAUGCUGUGCUCCAUCGGUGCCAGGCAAAACAAGUUUACAUCCAUUUUUUUAUAGAAGAUAAUUCACAGUAGUAAAUAGAUUAUAUAUAGACAUGCAACCAAACGUGUCCCAUAUCAGUCUCUAUAGCCGCAGCAGGUGGUGUAACCUUCCGACAAUUUGACUUCACCCCCAAAGGCACAAUCCUCCACUUGUCUCCCGAGACAGAUGGAUGCCAGCAACAAUACAGAGAUAGAGAUAUAUGAUUACAGGUCCGUGAUAGAAGAGCACGUGUUUUGCAUGCAGAAGCUCCUGAAUGCAGAUUUGGCAGCAUCUCUAGUUAAAAGGAAGAGGUAGCAAGGGAUGUGAAAGACCUCUGAGAUCCAAGAGAGCCACUGCCAGUCAGAGUAGGCAGUAUUGAGCUAGAUAGACAAAUGUUAUAAGACGGUUUCUGGCAUUUCUGUUUGCAUUGAGUUUGUAAUUAGCAUUCUGAGUCCAAAGGGAGGUGUAUGCACCAGGACUUUAUUUUUAUUUUUAAUCCUCCUCCUAACUUAUUCCUGAAGGUGGGGUAACGAACUGCUGGCAGAAGGAAACAUCACUGCCUUCCCUCCCCUUGAACAUCUAUGUGUUGUUGUUUAGUCGUGUCCGACUCUUUGUGACCCCGUGGACCAGAGCAUGCCAGGCACUCCUGUCUUCCACUGCCUCCCGUAGUUUGGUCAAACUCAUGCUGGUAGCUUCGAGAACACUAUCCAACCAUCUCGUCCUCUGUCGUCCCCUUCACCUUGUGCCCUCCAUCUUUCCCAGCAUCAGGGUCUUUUCCAGGGAGUCUUCUCUUCUCAUGAGGUGGCCAAAGUAUUGGAGCCUCAGCUUCACGAUCUGUCCUUCCAGUGAGCACUCAGGGCUGAUUUCCUUAAGAAUGGAUAGGUUUGAUCUUCUUGCAGUCCAUGGGACUCUCAAGAGUCUCCUCCAGGACCAUAAUUCGAAAGCAUCAAUUCUUCAGAGGAACAUCUGUGUAGCCCAACCUUUAUAAUGGGUAGAAAACUGGAUCUGGCUGGUAGGCCAGAUCCUUAACUCCACACACAGCCGUGGGCCAAGUAUGAUGCCACCUUUCAAUCACUUGAUGUCACAAAGACAUCAGGUGACACUUUGUCUAUCUGCUUGUUUGGUUGCAAGUUGCUUUGGGUUGCUCUGGGCAAUAGAAAGUGACUGAAAAGAUUCAGUGAAUGAAUGAAUGAAUGACUGUUUGCCUGUAUGUUUCCCAAGUUUAGUACUUUCCCAAGUGCUGACUAUCAACUCAUCAGUGGUGCCUGCAAAGCCCCUUCCAUCCAAACCCUGCCUUUUCCUGACCCACAUCUGACAUCAUAUAUGACAUCAGGUCUUAGCAUCAUAUAAUUGGAGGGUUGGAAAGGGACCACAAGGGUCAUCAAGUCCAACACCUUGCAAUGCAGUAAUUUUUUUAGUCAUGUAGGGAAGUUGCCAGAGCCCAACUACUUGGAAUCAGUGCCGCCAUCUUGGUUCCUCCCUGGUGCAAGGCCCACUUAAGACAUCAUUGAUGAGCAUUAAGGCAUUAUUGAUGCCACCCUGGGCUCCUUCAAGCAGAAGGGUGGGAAUAUAAAUUCAAUAAAUAAAUAAAUAUUGCCUCUGACUUCUCUAAGCUGUACACAAAUAAAUGCGCUACAUAAGCUGUAAUAUGAUAGCUCAGGAGACCGGCCAGCUCUUUAAGUCAGUGAACCUCUUGCCCCAAAUUGGCCAUCUCUACACCACUUGCCCCAAGAAAUAGUAACAGCACCUUCCCUAGGCAGAGGUGUCCAAGGGCUCCCAAAAAACUUAAGCCAGCUUUGUAGAGUGCAGAGCACAAAUUCUCUUUCUCCGUAUUCUCCAUGUAACAGAAGCCAUUAUGUGGCCUUGUUUCCGAGCCUCCAGCAGGUAACACUUAAGAACAUUGUCAGGUUUUCUUCCUUGGUGGUGAGGGCCGGAACCUCGCUUUUAAAAACUGUUCGACUUGAAAGCUCACCACAGCACACCACAUUCUGCAGUUGCUCAGUGGACACUUUACUCUCAUCAUUUGUUAGCAGAGCUACUCAAGAGGAAGGUUCUUCACCUCUGUAGCUGCCCUCUAGGUUUCGUGAAAUAUGGGCCUAUUGUGUUACCUCGUAUAAGAGCCCAGGCUGUUACCAAAUCAGAACGGUGAUAACUUUUCUUCAGUCACAGACCAUUUGCUGUGACUUUCCAAAUAUUUGUGAAGUUAGCAAUCAAUCAGCUUAGUCUUUGUUUCUGGACGAUUUAUUUCAUUUUCUUUUUUUAAAAGGCCCUGCAAGCUUUGUUUCUACAUAUUAAGUUUAAUUAAGAAACAAAACCCUUCAUCUUAAGCCAUGCCUGUCUCCUUCAUCUUCCCAUCAAAGUGUACUGUACUCGUAUCCAAAACCCACUAUUUGUCCUUGCGUGAUGGGACCAUUAAAGCUUUCUGCACCACCUUUGAUUUAUUUUGUGCACUAGUUAAGGUGCCACAGUCUUUGCAACUUCGUUUGCCUCCGAGUUAAAGGGAUAAGGUCAAACAACAAUGCAAAGAAGGUAGCCCCCUUUGCCUCUUAGCUAAACAGUGAAUCAUCGCUUUGAUUUAAAGACUGGCCAGUAAUGCCUUGUAAUACACGGGUGACACUGCUGGUUUCUUCCAAAGGUUGCUAUUAAAGCGGUCGGGUGAUGGCUCGCUUCCAGGUCCUCUGGCAACGCACGACAACAUCGUAUUUAUAUGCAGGCCUCGCGGUGCCGGGUGAUGGAGAGAUCUUCUCCUAAGAGAGAAGUAAAAGGUUUGGAGGGGAGCACAAGACUGGCGCAUAAUUGAGACAGAAAUUGAUUUGCUCUAAGACUUAAUGCUAUUAAAAGCCGCCGGCUUAGGGAGGCUGCUCAGCGUGAAUGAAAAAGCUUUUCAAAAUUAUUGAUAAGGGAGGAUGCAACCCAUCUGCUGAGAACUUGCCAACAAGCGGGAAUAAAAUAAACGAGCCCCUUUUGCUCGGUUAGCAGGCAGAGGGCACCAGCACCUGCAGGGUGAGUCUGAAGCACUGAGGCAAACGGCUGCAACAUUGAUGAGCUUCACUCGUAGCCAGGGCUUACUUGGACUGAAGAAUUCAGAAGGCGCGAAAAUGGCUGAUUCAGCUUUCGGGACAAUAGAAGGCACUAAUGCUUGUAUCUGAGGCCAGGUUAGAUGUUUUAAGAACAUAUAUCCUCCUCUCCUUUUCCCCAUAGCAUUUCUUCAACACGUAGCAUGAUAUGACCAUGCUCUGGGGUUGUACUCUGUUCCCUGCAGUUUCAUGUCCUUGGACAGCAGCUUGCUGGGGAUGGGAUGCUGUGAUGUCACAUUUUGCGUUACUAGGUGCUACCAGAGGAGGGGGAGCAGGAUAGAGGGGGCUGCUGUAUUCAACAUCACCUGCAUCACCCUUCUAACAUCUGGUUCUGCUCUAUCUUAAAUAUCCACACCUGGCCUUUGCUUCACCACUAAUGUUGUCGUUGUUUAGUCGUGUCCGACUCUUCGUGACCCCAUGGACCAGAGCACGCCUGGCACUCCUGUCUUCCACUGCCUCCCGCAGUUUGGUCAAACUCAUGCUGGUAGCUUCAACAACACUGUCCAACCAUCUCGUCCUCUGUCAUCCCCUUCUCCUUGUGCCCUCAAUCUUUCCCAACAUCAGGGUCUUUUCCAGGGAGUCUUCUCUUCUCAUGAGGUGGCCAAAGUACCGGAGCCUCAGCUUCAGGAUCUGUCCUUCUAGUGAGCACUCAGGGCUGAUUUCCUUAAGAAAGGAUAGGUUUGAUCUUCUUGCAGUCCAUGGGACUCUCAAGAGUCUCCUCCAGCACCAUAAUUCAAAAGCAUCAAUUCUUCGGCGAUCAGCCUUCUUUAUGGUCCAGCUCUCAUUUCCAUAUAUCACUACUGGGAAAACCAUAGCUUUAACAAUACGGACCUUUGUUGGCCAGGUGAUGUCUCUGCUUGUUAAGAUGCUGUCUAGGUUUGUCAUUGCUUUUCUCCGAAGAAGCAGGCAUCUUUUAAUUUCGUGACUGCUGUCACCAUCUGCAGUGAUCAUGGAGCCCAAGAAAGUAAAAUUUCUCACUGCCUCCAUUUCUUUCCCUUCUAUUUGCCAGGAGGUGAUGGGCCCAGUGGCCAUGAUCUUCGUUUUUUUGAUGUUGAGCUUCAGACCAUAUUUUGUGCUCUUCUCUUUCACCCUCAUUAAAAGGUUCUUUAAUUCCUCCUCACUUUCUGCCAUCAAGGUUGUGUCAUCUGCAUAUCUGAGGUUGUUGAUAUUUCUUCCGGCAAUCUUAAUUAAAGCACCAUAAUUAUUACAUAAAACAAAUAAAUGAAUUACUGCUUAAAUAGAAGUGUGUUGCAUUCAAUACAAAAUGUUACCAAAAUACCACUUGAAUACAACACAAUGAUGCUUUGAAUGAAACGAUGGAGGAAAAGCCCUUUGCCAUGACAUCAUUUAUUUCUAAAUGGGCAUUAACUGGAAAAGGGGUAUGUGCAUGUGCGUGUUUUAAUCAGUUGGAUUUUUUUAAUUAGCACUAAAACACUUUUCUCGGAGUAUGUGUGCACGUGUGAAAUGUCAGUUGCAGUGUUUUGUGCCUACUAAGCAUGCCCAAUCUUUAUUGUGCUAUUUUGGGUCCUGAUUUUUAACAACUUUUUGUACUUCUGCAAACUUAUGAGUUACAUUGAGUGCGCUGAUACCUCCCUCUUCCAGCUAGGUGCCCUUGGUUACUGUGCUGUUGGCACCCUGAGAGUGAAUUCAUCAUUAGUUAGAGUGACAAUGAUGUUCUGCAGUUGAGGACCAGCAUUUCAAUAGGUUCCAGAGCUGAACUCUGGCCAGCAGCCUUGGAUCAAAGCGAGUCAGUGAUGGCUCAGUGCAACACAAUGAAGAUAGGCUUCCUUGCACAUCCCUUUGGCAGAACCAGCUGUUCUUGUCUAGUACUCUAGAGGGCACCCAAAGGCAUUUGUUCAGCUGUCUAAAGUACCAGAAGUUCUGCAUCUGUCAUGGCAGGCCUUGCUGGGUUGGGACAUGGCCAGCAGGAAGUUCACCUGCCAGCCAUGCCUAGAGGAUGUGGAAGAGAAAGAACAGAUGGCUCAAGCCAGCAUCCUACAUCCCAUGCUGCAGAGCAGGGACAUAAGCCAGAAAAAUAUAGAAAGGAAAACCUUAAAUAGAAGUCAGGAACGUUCAGGAUCUCUACCCCAGUCAUAGAUUUGUGACCUCAGACAAUAGCUGUGUCUGUCUUUUUUCCUCUAAUAGCCCCAAGCCAUUGACCCAAGGAGAAAAAUACAAGGUCAAUGAAAGCAGGAGGAAUCCUCCCCAUUUCAGACCCAUUCACAUGGGUGACAUCAGUUGUUUACAUACAGUGAUUGCUUAUUGUCCUACCAUGGGAGGGGAUGCAGGUGGCUCUGUGGUCUAAACCUCUGAGCCUCUUGGGCUUGCCAACUGGAAGGUUGGCAGUUUGAAUCCCUGCGACGGAGUGAGCUCCCGUUGCUCUGUCCCAGCUCCUACCAACUUAGCAGUUCAAAAGCACGCCAGUGCAAGUAGAUAAAUAGAUCCUGCUGUGGCAGGAAGGUAAACAGGAUUUCCGUGCGCUCUGGCUUCCGUCAUGAUGUUCUGUUGUGCCAGAAGUGGUUUAGUCAUGCUGGCCACAUGACCCGGAAAGCUGUCUGCGGACAAACACCGGCUCCCUCGGCCUGAAAGCAAGAUGAGCACUGCAACCCCAUGGUCGCCUUUGACUAGACUUAAUCACUUAACCAUCCAGGGGUCCUUUUUACCUACCAUGGGGUACAUGCAACCACACAGUAGUUUAAUACACAUUGUGUAUUAUGUAAGGCAGCUUUAUAUUUGCUCACAGUGCCCAAUCACAUAGUGAUGCAAAUUUGUAUCAUGCUCCCAUUAUCCACAUUUUUUAAAUUGUUGCAGAUGUAUGUAUGGUACUAUCAGGCUUACAGCAGAAAUGGAUGCUACCUUUACCUUGUGGCAGCUGGCAACACAUGUUAAGUUUAAACAUCAGCACCAGGUGCUAUAUAUCUGCAUACGUAGAGCCACACAGAGUCAUGUAUGAGGGAGAAAAUGUAGGAUUGCAAUGUUGUAUCAGACCAAAGGUCCAGUAAACCCAGCUCUCUUUCUGUGCAUUAGGCCACAGGUCUGACUCUAGAUAAAACAGCUCUCCGCAUUCUACCAGAUCAGACUUUUUCUUCCUGCUCUGAGCAGUGGUGAUAAAAAAGAAGAGACAAAAGAAUACUGAACUGCUACUGGUACCUCCAUGCCCACCUUUCAAACAAAGAUGGCAAAAUCUGCAAUGGGAAAUCAGAAUAAAGCAUGUGAAUUAUGCAUUUUCAUACGAAAUGUUCCUUUGGACACUUGGUGCAAACGUGUGCACAGUUUGUUUUUUGAGAGGAGUUGGUGCUGUAUUUGCACAUUUUUUUUAUUUGUGCAGAGCAGGAACCCAAGACUUGACCAUAUCACCUUUGCUUCAUCCCUUUGAGAGGGGCCUGAUACCAUAUCAGCCUCAUUUGGUAUUACAGUGAUUCUGCCAGCAGCAAUAAAGAAAAAGCCUGGCUUUGCAGAAGAGUUUCCAAACAAACAGCCCGUCAGACUGGCUGUGGCAGUUUGUUUUAUACCCAGACAUUCUGUUGGAAGAAGACAGCUGAUCUAUCACGCAAAUGAUUCCAAUUGUUACUUUCUAAGAAAAGGAAAAAAAAUCACCAUUCAAACUGUGUUAUGAUGAUACAUAUUUGCGGGUCUGUUUGUCAGUCGCAAUGAAUAUACAAACACAUGUGCGUGACUUGAAAGUAUCGCCCAUCCCGAAUCAGUUCCCUCUCUUUAUUUUCCUUGAAUUGAGUUCCAAAUGAAUUUGAUGUGUCCUUUGAUGUCUCGUGAUUGGGCUUUAUGGUUCGUUUUCUCUCUUUCCCUCUCUCCAGCUUGUCACAUUAACACUUACGGACAAGGCUGUCGUCAGCGCUGCAAUUGUAAGAACGCAGCACUCUGUGACCACAUCACUGGAGCAUGCAUAUGCACAGCUGGAUGGAGAGGACCGGUCUGUCAGGAAGGUACAUUGUGGAUUUAAAUUUGGGCCUGGUUUGGCUAAACAGUAGAUCAAGGUGGCAAUGAAACAAAGGUCUGGUCUUCAUAUGCAGUAGAAUGAGAUGGAAAGGUAAAAAAGGCAAAGCACCCCUUGACGGUUAAGUCCAGUCACAGGCGACUAUGGGGUCCGGUGCUCAUCUCAUUUUCAGGCCGAGGGAGCUGGCGUUUGUCCACAGACAGCCUUCUGGGUCAUGUGGCCAGCAUGACUAAACCGCUUCUGGUGCAACGGAACAUUGUGACAGAAGCCAGAGCGCACAGAAAUGCUGUUUACCUUCCCGCCGCAGUGGUACCUAUUUAUCUACUUGCACUGGUGUGCUUUUGAACUGCCAGGUUGGCAGGAACUGGGGCAGAGCAGCGGGAACUCACCCCAUCGCACAGAUUCGAACCGCCCACCUUCCAAUCGGCAAGCCCAAGAGGCUCCAUGGUUUAGACCACAGCACCACCCACGACCCCAGUGAGGUGGUAGAGACUUAAGGUAGUAAAAUAGCCUGUACCACUUGUGACAGCAGGUAGGGACGCCAUUUUUUAAUGCAUAAAAACACCACCUGCAGGUAGGAGAUUCAGAUGUCAGUGAGCAGUCUGACUGGGACCCUUUUACAUUAGAUCAGAAGUCACCAACCUUUCUGGGCUAGUGGAAACAUCUGGAAUUUUGAGAAAGUGUUACAAGCACAAAUUGGCCGUCAUAGGGGUGUGGCAUAAUGCAAAAUGUCUGCUACAUCCAAAAGAGCAGGAAAAGAGGCUGGACAAAAUGGUAGAGGCAUGCCCCAUGCCAUCAUUGUCCCUGUUAACGGGAGAAAAGACAGCAGCAUCAGCCCAACGACACUAAAUUAUAUUAGUUUAACCCAAAUAUCUUUUGAUAUGGUCAUGUUACAACUUUUUACACUGAACAUUUCCCCACCUCCCAUAUCCCACAUUUCAUUGGAUGCCAGGAUUGCAUUCUCACCUUCCCAUCCCAAAUGUAUUUUAAAUUGUUGUAACCCACCCUGGGACCUUGGGGUGAAGAGAAGUCAAUAAAUUAAAUUCAUCAUCAUAAUCAUCAUCCAUUCAGAAAUAAGGAGAGGUAUAGAUAGCUUCUCUGUAUGAGCAGGUUUUAAAUAGAUAAUAGUGCGAGUUUGUUGUUGUUGUCAAACCAACACUCACAAGUUAAAUUGCAAAAUGCUCAAACCACACAGUUUUAAGAGCAUUUGCUGUUGUGGCUGCUUUUCAUGCCUCAAUAACAAGAAAUUCCUGAGGAAUAAUAGUGAGCAAGGGCAGCUCCCUACUCUGGUCUCCCUUAAUGGCACUCUUGAACCCAGGAGGUACGAAAAGCAUCCUUUGCAACAGUCGAAUGCAGAACAUGCUUCAUCCUCAUUUUUUAAAAUGACUCCUAUGCACAAUUUUAGUGAUGGUCCUUUCAUGUUAAGCUAAAAAUAUAUUCUUGUCCACAGCCUGCCCUCCGGGUCUGUAUGGUAAGGACUGCCUGCAGCACUGCAUUUGUCAAAAUCAGGCUACUUGUGAUCCCGCGACUGGAGAGUGCCUAUGCCCCAAAGGUUGGACCGGAAUAGCCUGUGAACUGGGUAAAUUUGAGAAAAUAUUGUCAAUAUUGCUUCCAUAUUCAUUUCAGUUCAUAUAAUGGCUCGUCCCCAAAGGGCUUGGGUGAGUAACAGUACGCUAGCAAUAAACCUACAUUGGUUAAACUCGAUCUAAGCAGAGCUGAAGGUCAGCUGCCAAGACUGAGUUCUUUUCAGGCUGGACAGUUUCAUUCAUAAACUAGUGAAAGUCUAUUCUCUUUCACUGCAGAGUGUGAAGCGGGGAAGUAUGGAGAAAGGUGUCAGCAGAGCUGCAGCUUUAGCAAUGGUGGAAUUUGUGAUCAUCGUUCUGGGAAAUGCACUUGUCGUCCAGGCUGGAUUGGGGACCAUUGCGAUACUCGUAAGGAUCGCAGUUCUUUUAACUUUAUAAAAGGCCCCUGUGAUAAUCAAAAAUAUUUGUGUCGCUGUAUCCAUUUGUGAUUAUGUGCCAUUUCUGCACUCGCUACAUCUUGCUGUUAUGUGCCUUUGCACUCUCCCACAUAACUUUUGGUCCUGCAUCAAGCCAAAAGAUACGAGCUCUAAAGCUGCAGUAAUGAUAUCCGUUACACUGGAGCCUUUGCACUGGUGUUUAAUGGGACUUCAGUAAAAAGGCCUAAAUCAGGCAUAGGCAAACUCGACCCUCCAGAUGUUUUGGGACUACAGCUCCCAUCAUCCCUUACCUAGUCCUGACCUAGUCAUGUUAGCUAGGGAUGAUGGGAGUUGUAGUCCCAAAACAUCUGGAGGGCCAAGUUUGCCUAUGCCUGGCCUAAAUGAAUGGUUUCAGGGUUUCCGUCUUAGGGUGCAAUCUAAAUGAGCGCCCUCUGGUGGUGGGCAACAACAGUGGCUGCAGUGGAAGGUAAGGAACACAAUGACUUGGUCUGAUGCCAUUGCACGAAAGCAGAGAAACUGGCUCAGGAUCCAGUGGUUCCUGGGCCAGCUCCAUUUUGCUCACGCCCUGCCUUGAAGUGACCCAUUUUGGGGCUUUCUGUGGGUUCUCGCCAGCAGAAAUACUCCCAGUGGACCUACAGCCCACCAUAAGCCAGUUUUGGAUUGCUCUGUUUGUGUAUUAUGUUGCUGACUGAAUCAAAAGCUCGAUCUGCGUUCUCUGAUUCUUUGCCGUCCUUUCAGGUAUGGGGACUCCUGUCUUCCUUUUCCCCCUUUCAAGGUAUGGCUUCUUUCUCCUCCUUCUAAACCUCAAUGGCUUCCUUUACAUACACACCCGCUCUCUUUCUCUUCAGGUGAAAACCGAAGUCAAGGACCCCGUUGUCUGUUAUGCUUGAUGGUAGACAGUGGGACCCUUGACUUUGGUUUCCACCUCUGUCCUAAAUCUUGAAUAGCUCACAAAUAGGCCAAAUGCUUUACAGAAACUAGGGGUGGAUAGAUCACUCAGUUUCUGGUCAGUGCCACUUUCACAUUUCACUUUCACACUGAGGUCCAGCUCUGAGGGCCUUCUGGUGGUUCCCUCCCUGCGAGAAGUGAGGUUACAGGGAACCAGGCAGAGGGCCUUCUCGGUAGUGGCGCCCGCCUUGUGGAAUGCCCUCCCAUCAGAUGUCAAGGAAAUAAACAACUAUAAAUAACAAAUUAUUAUUAUUAUUAUUAUUAUUAUUAUUAUUCACAUGUGUUCAUUCAAAAGUCUGUUCCAUCUCAUUUAUGUGUAAUUUUAUUUUAUUUUUAAACUACACAAAAUUUGUAUAUAAAUGGUCACACUGUCAUCUUUGUAUCUCAACUCUUCUUUCAUCUGUGGAAUUCUCCUAAGUCCAGCUUGUUUGGUAUAUUAGCAAACUGAUGUGUCUACAUUCAUAAGGAUGUAGCCCUACUAAGAGUAGACCCGUUGAAAUUAAGCCAGGUCCAUUAACUUCAGGGGGUCUACUCUGAAUAGGACUCGCAUGAGAAACUUUCGAGACCCCUGAGUUAUGAAAAAUACCCAGAGAGGAUGUGCAGCAUGUGUAGGCCUCAACUGUGUGGUUGGACACUCAUAAUAUAGAUAAAGCAUUCUAGAAUUUUGCUUUACAGGGUUUAACUCUGUGCCACACCUUUCAGAUUACAAAUCCCGACCUUCAGCGCGGCACUCAUAAUUUUGAGAUGUCCCUAUUGAUAAAUAUUGACUAUUUCCUGAGGUGGUGGUGGUUGCGCUCAAAUUAUUCAACCCCCUGCCCUCUGGGAGAGAACGUAUUCAUUUUGCUUGUGUUUCACAAUUUAUCCUCAGCUUGUCCAAAUGGUUCCUUUGGGGAGAGGUGCGAAGGGCUGUGUGA
This is a messenger RNA of Podarcis lilfordi (Lilford's wall lizard), 51585 nucleotides long. NCBI's taxonomy places the organism in Eukaryota, Metazoa, Chordata, Lepidosauria, Squamata, Lacertidae. The record is from the annotation of a GenBank genome assembly.